AUGGCAGCAGAAGUGAACUCAAUUCACUGGUUCCGUAAGGGCCUUCGUUUGCACGACAACCCUUCUCUUCGUCAAGCGAUAGAGGGCAGUUCUACCUUUAGAGGAGUUUUUUUCCUCGAUGUGGAUACUUUGAACGAGAUAAACAUUUCAAGAAACAAAUGGCGUUUCCUUCUAGAUUGCCUGAACGAUUUGGAUUCGAGACUGCGAAAGUUGGGCUCUCGGCUUUUUAUCGUGAGGGGACAACCCAUUGACGUUUUUCCGAAACUAAUUAAAAAGUGGAGUAUAUCGAGGGUUACGUUUGAAUACGACGGGGAACCAUUUCCUCGCAGGCGAGAUGAAUCCGUGAGGCGCUUGCUGGAAUCUGAAGGGGUGGAAGUUUUGGUCUCCUCGUCGCACACUCUAUACGACGUCGACGAGUAAGAUAUCUUAUAUUGCCACUUAAAUUUUGUGUAGAACGGUUGACAACUAAUUGUACUUUUUUAUUGAAUUUCUUCGCCAUAUUCUUUAGGUGGAUCGUUAUUAAUAUAUAUCGUCCUAAAUUAUAAUUGUCCAUAAUUUUUCCCUCUAAUAUUGGUUGCCAGACAUACUGCCACAAACUAAGUCAUUUCAUUACUUGUUACUAAAUAGGUAAGAACUUUUUGUCUACCCUAUUGCUUUUUAUUAGGCAGAAACACCUAAGUAUAUAUUCCCUUUUAAAGGAGUCAGAACGACUCGGUUGCAAAACAAGUGCCUGUUCUAGACGAAAUUUCGCUACUUGUCAAAUUCGCGACGUUCGAGUUCGCUACCUACAUUACCUCACUGCCUAUUGGCAAAGUCCAAAACUUGCACCCUUGGAGGGGCAACCUUAAAAGAACGAGAAAUAUGUCAAAAGUUUUUAUUAUCUAGAGCGAUUAAGUGGUUUACAGAAAGUAAUAUGUGGCGAAUUUGUUGCAAAAUAUGACGUAGCGAAUUCGACAAGUAGCGAAACCGGUUGUUACCUGUGAUUGUUUACACGUGAGUUUUGUAAUGCAUCUGCGAAAAAAGACAUCGUGCUUUAGAGCUUUCGAGAUUGACUGUCUAGAGGAUAUUUCUUCGAGGCUGGUAUAAAACAAUUGGUAUGGAAAAGAUGGCAAGUGUAUACAUGUUAUAAUGGAACAUGCGGGUGCUGAACCGGGUUUUAUCCCUUCCAUUCUAAAAGAGGACUAUACACACCAAUGGACUUUCUUGGUUCAGAAUGGGUAAAUGGGUCAAGUACCUUUUACUCUUAAAGUUUUAUCGGAGCCGUUGGUGCCUUAAGUUAGGCCAUUCAUUUUUUUGGCCUCUGUUAAAUGGGAAUGGGCCAUGAAAAAAAAAAAUGGCAGUGGAGGCAAUACUACAUUCCUUUAAAUAUAAGGUUAGAUAGCCCUCUUUGCCUUGAUUGCUCUUGGAGAAUUCAAAAUAAAUGUUUCCUUUAAAUGAGGCAUCAAAAGCCAGUUAUCAUAAAGGCCAAAAAUAAAAAGGAAAAUUUGCAGCCAUUUUGGAAUAAGACGUAUUCAGGUAUAUUUUUGGGACGGGCGAAAGCAGCUUGCUAUGGUCGUAUUGCUGUGGCGACCACUUUGGUAGGGCAGAGAAAGGUCAGAGGGAAGAAAAUAUGCCCACCUGAGUUCAUUGUCCCUUUUGGAAACUUUGUACGUAGACAAACUGAUCCUCCGAUUGGUUUGGCAUAAAAUGUAUAGAUUGAUGCCUGUCGACAGAUCUCUUACUUCUGUUUGAGAUGUGGUGAUGGACAGCAGUAAUGGCUUUCCAUUUUGCUGUUGGUCAGUGUCAUUUUGUGUGUAGGAUUACUUCUUAUUUCCUGCUAAUGGAAGCACCCAUGUAAUAAUGCUAAUUAGAAUGUACAUGAGAAGAAAGAGUCGCUUAAACUUGAAUCCUGAGUCCACAAUCUUGAGAGAAAAGAGAUUUUUAUUGUACAUACCAUUGAUUUUAUUUUGGGUAUUUAAGAUAAGUAGGAAGCAUUGCGUGUUUUAUCAUCACUUGAUUAUUUUUACAUUUAUUCUUUCUUUCUUUCUUCUUCUUUUUAGGGUCAUUGAGGGAAAUCAUGGAAACAUUCCAGUUACAUUUAAACAGUUUCAGAGCGUCAUAAGUCGUCUUGAGAGUCCAAGAAGCUGUGUCCCUGAAGUUGAUCAAGAAUUAUUUGGAAGUUGCGUAACUCCCAGUAGUGAUACUGAUGAUGAUGUGUAUGGAGUUCCUAGUUAUGACACCAUUGUUCUGGAUGAAGAAGAUCAUGGAGUUAGUGAAUGGAUCGGUGGAGAAACAGAGGCACUGAGGAGACUGAAGGUUUUGGAAAAAGAAGUGAGUGUGGCAGAAUUUCAUAAGUGUUGAUCAAGGCUGUGCUCUAAGGAAAAUUGAAGGAAGCCCAGUGCUCUGAAACUGUAAAAUGUAGGGUGCCCAGCAUAUGAUUUGAAUGAAAAAUCUGAGAUUUUCUAGUCGCCCGAGGGCAAAAGUUAGGCGCCAGGGGCCACCGGGCUCUGCUAGAGCACAGCCCUGGUUGAUGUUGUGUUUGAAGUUCAUCCCUAGUUUCAAUUCGAUUCAUACAUUAACAUACCCAAGAACAAAAGAAAAUAAUGUUAAUUCCAAGGAUGCAACUAAACCUUAACAUAAGCAAAAUGAUGACAAUGUGGUUCAAUUUUAUCCUUGGUUUAAAUUUUAUUCUCCUUCGUUCCAAACCUGUACAUGCACAUUACCAUGCCCCCAAAAAAGGCAAUUAAAAUUUAAACCAAGGAUAGAAUUGAAUUGCAUCACUUACUGAGGACAGAACAACACAGGCAGUCAGUCCUACAUAGUAAAAACUGUCAAGUUGAGCCAACAUGGUUGUUGGCAAAGAAGAUUGUUUGGAGGAUGAAGUACUCUAUUUGUGCAGUACUUCGGUCAUUGAGGGUGGCUUUAACCACAUAAACUGUUAUGUCUUAAAACUCCAGUGAAGACUGAGUUGACAAAGAGGGAGGCAAACAAUGAAUGAAUACAUGGAACUUUAAUAGAUAUUUUUAGCAGCAACAGUUUGCUGUGUUUCCCCUUUGAAUUUGAUAUCCUUUUUUAGUCAAUCAACGUCUGUUAUACGAUCUAGGAUUCUUAUACAGUCAAAAUUCUCCUUGCGACAGCUCUCGAAAGUGACCACCUCUAGUAAUGACCACAUUUGUGAAAUGUUGUUUGAACCUUGACUUGAACUUUGUAAUGAAAAGUUGUUGUUUGCGAUCGCUUCUGUAAGUGUCCACGACCACUUUUGGGAUUACCCAACUGGACUUUUCCUCUCUUUGUAAGCUCUCGUAAGCCACCACUCAGGAUUCUUAUUUUUAUAAAUCAACAGUUUAUUAUUUCUUAAUGAAACUGCACAAGGCGCUAAUGGUUCGAGUUUCGAGAUGUUUGGACUGAGUCUCGAGUCUCAAGUUUUGAUGAUCGAGGAUCCAGAAGCAAGGUCUUCGUGUGAAAAUAUUUUUGUUUUCUGAAAGAACAAUGUUGUACAGUCACAUACCCGUUCAGAAAUGCGCACCUUUGAUCAGUGCUUGCGCAUGCGGUGCGGUGCGGUGUUCUGUAACUGUUUGAAUUGAUCCUCUAAACGCAAGACUCUAUCCUCGAAAGUUGUGGGAAUCGAGUCUUGAUGCUUAAUCCACUCGAGUGACUGUCAAGUUACUUUUGAGCGGUACUGUAAAUUGGCCUCAGGAGUGAACAAAUUCUUGUUCUUGGAACAUGAUGGUUUUAAAAUCUAUUCUCUCUAGACCAUGCCUUUAUUUAACAGCCUUGUACAGUAAGAAUGAGUACUCUCAAGAGUACUGGUGUAGUACUCGGGUGGCUACCUUUGUUUCCCAAACUUGGUUAUUUUGUUAGUGUGGGCUUCAUUUUUAAAAAUUCCUGAUUUCCCAUGUGAACUUCCAUCAUGUCACUUCCUGCAAUUCCUAAGAGACAGGCGACAUAAUGAGAUUAGCUUUUCUCAGGGCUAGUCAUUCCGUGAUGAGCCAAAACUCUAAACUUUGAACUUCAGAUGUUAGCUCAUAAUCACAAAGGGUGAUCUAAAACAUAAAAUGCCAAAAAGCCGACCCAAAGGUUAUAAUUAAAAAUAAGAAUUUUGCACCGGAAGAUAGAAGUGACGAUUUGAAUGUUUUCGUUAUUAAAUGUACAUCCAAAACAAAUGCAAGACACACAAAAAAAUUAUGCAUUAACCCAUGUCAUUUUGCUGUUUCUGAACCUCGACUGUAAUCGAGGGAUUUGUCUUUCUCUGCGUAAGUUGGUAGUAUAGAGUGUGUAAGUUGUGGUAAGGAAUGUAAGCUGGAAGUUAUGUAACUGCUACAUUUUAAGGUGUGGAAACUAGAUACCUCGUGUUAUGCAAUCAUAACAGCACGUGUAAGAUUCUUAUUCUAUAAGGUUUUGAUUUAGGGUUGAAAGAGUGUGUCUCCUUGAUGUGUAGGGCAAGUUGGAGUAAUUUACAGUGGGAGUAAUUUGAUACUAAUAUCCGAAUAAGAAGAUGAGUAGCAGUGGACUCACAAAACAACUUUGCUAAGUUUGUGUCAUUUGUGUUUCUAAAUUUAGGUUGCAGACCCUAAAGCAGAGAGCACACAAUGGAGAAAAGACUCACCAUUUCCAAAGUCCUCAAAGUUGAGUCCUUAUCUCAGAUUUGGUUGUCUGUCAGUGAGGCAUCUCUUUCAUACAAUGAACAAGGUUUAUGAGGAGGUCAGUAUGAAGAAAUUUCUGGAAGAUGUUUGUAUUUGACUUAAAAAAAAACAAGAGAUCAAAUAAAUGUAAUGUAAAGUGGUUAGGUAGUGGAUGAAAUGAAAAUAUAGUUCUGAUACAUUGCAUUUAUGGGAUGUUGUUCUAUAAUCUGUUAUUGAUAUAUUUUGUGGUCAUUGCUCUGUAAAGGUGUGGUUGCUAUAUGCCCUCAAGUUAUUCAUUGUGCAAGGGUUAGGUUUCUUCUAUGAAAAAAAGUUGAUUACUACUAUUAUUAUUAUUAUUAUAAAUUCUCCCCAUAUAGUUCUUGUAGAAAAGCCCACAUAUAUUGGUUGGUUUGAUUCUGAACUCAAUCUUCAUAAAGUCUUGAUAGCCAAAGAUUUUUUUUUGAAUCCUGAGGCAUGGACAAAAACCGUUCUCUGCAUAACUCCAGCAACAUUAACAAUAGACUUGCUCCUAUUUGGUGUACCAUAGCACCAGGAACAUCGACAUUGUGUCAACUGAAGAUUUUUUACCUUCUAAAAAAGGAAAGUUUAUUACAGCGCACAGUGGACUAUAAAGUGACUGCAUUAGUGAGGUUGACUUUAUGUGAGAAUUGGUUUAUUUGGCAAGAAAAUUGUUGUCUGCAUUAAUGAGUGUUCGUAUUAAGUAGGUUGAAUUUAGAGGAAAUGUAAGGGCUUUCCCCAGAGACAAAGAAAACUGUCUGUGACAAUGAGUUGUCUGUAUUAAGCGGGUGUCCAUAAAGCAGGGUUCGACUGUAAUAUAAAUUUUCUUUUAAAUUUUAUUCAAAUGGGUACUUGAGAUGACAGUUACAUUUUUUGGGACUCUCCUGUUAUCAGGUUGACGUAACUGCAAUUAAUGGCAUUUGAUUUAAACCUGAAAUUGAAAUGCCAUGGUACUCACGAUUAUGAUCCUUUGACCUAUUUUAGGCACAUAGAAAGCCUGCUCCACUCACAGUUCACAUUCCCCUUUUGUGGCGAGAGUUCUUCUUUGUGGUGGCCAGCAGACAUCCUAAUUUUGACAAGAUGAAAGACAACUCCCUUUGCUUGCAAUUCCCAUGGGAAGAGCAAUCAGACAAACUGGAGCGGUAUAAACAGGUGAAAGUUGAAGCUUAUUCCUAGGGUGUUGUACCUUUUAAAGGACUUGAGGUGUGCAGCCCUAUUAGAGAUUGAAGUCACAUUGAAAAAAGAAAAGAAAAAUCAAUACUUGUCCUUUGAGUGAUUGAGUGUUGUUAGUUCAUAUUGCAUUUAGAAUGGCAGCCUUAAGAGGGAAAAAGGAAAAAACCUUGUCAGAACUCAUGCCAUGAGGGAGUCAAUACCAUUCUUACCAGGGCUCAAAAUAACGGUCAGCCAACAGACAAUGUCUGGACUGAUUGGGGAGUUGACUGGUCAACCUCUCGUCUUGCCAGUGAUGUUGACCAGUCACAUUUGAUCGUAUUGAAACUGAAAUAAAUUAAAAUUGCCUUGCUGUUCAGUUGUUUCAGUUGUUAUCAGUAUGUAGAGAGUAGCUGUGUAUUGCAUAACUUUCUUCACAGCUUCUGUUAGGUCGCAGGAAAAAAGUCACAUUUUUUUUGUCGAGAAUGCACUUUUACUCCUACCCCAAUCUCCUUGCAGCUUCUCUGUUCUCACAUGCCUUUAUUACUUUGCGCCCCCGUUCUGCCAUGUUACACAGGCUACGGGAUUUUCAGGGACAGAUUCAUAGAAAAAUUGGUGGAUUUUGUGGGAAUUUUGCAGACAUUUUUGGGGCUAACUUCGCCAAAAAACAAUUAUUAAAAAAGUGCCGAUUGCGUGGGAUUUUUCUAGCCAAAUUUUGUUAGAAAUUGAUCAAUUUCGCCCUGAUUUAAUGUUUUUUAACAGAGAUAAUCAUUUGCUAUUUUAACAACAAGGUGCUUGAGAAAUGAGCGAUUGGCAAAGCUUUUAACAUCGGCAAUUAAGCCGCCAUAAGUUUCUAUUAUGUUUCAUCAUUUUGUAGUUGGUAAGAUUUCUACCUGAAUUUCGCGCCUUUGCAACCCUCUGAAAUACCAGAGGAAAGGCUGUUUUUCGGAAAUAUGUAACGCCACUUUUAGUUCAUUGGUCCUUAAUGUUUUAAGAGUUAUUUAUCUUAUAUAUAUUAGUGGCCAGGAAUGAUACCUGACCGAGCUAAAAUGAAUUUGGCCGGUCAUCGUGUCCGGAGACUCUCCGGAAAUUAUUUUGAGCCCUGUUGAGUGAGGUUUACCAGUCGUUGUCAUUGUUGUGACAGUUCCCUUCUUCUCUUGACUUAAGUAGUAUUCAUGUAGUUGCGAGAUUAUAGUAGGCAUAGGAAUCAAUUACUGUUCAGAACUAAGAAAAUGAAAAGUAAUUAUUGUUAUGUAGCAUGCUUGUGGAAUCCCAUAAGAUAUAAAAAAGGUUAAAAGCUAGUCACUGUUUUUGGAAUGGUAAUGCUUUAAAAAUAACAAUGCCAUAACAAGUCGUACAGUGGUGUUAGGCAGCAAAAGUCCAAUUGGCACACUUUUUUGGAGUUUCUUUCAAAAUACUUUCAUGGUUUGAUAGACCACUCACAUUUCAUCUGAUGUUUUUCAGGGUAAGACUGGUUUUCCGUGGAUUGAUGCCAUGAUGCGCCAACUAUUCAAGGAGGGGUGGAUUCCUCAUGUUGCGCGUCAGGCUGUGGGCUGUUUCUUGACCAGGGGAGCUCUCUGGAUAUGUUGGGAGGAAGGAUUUAAAGUGAGUGUGAUCAUUAUUUUAUUUUUUAGGUCAAUGACGUGGGCUUUUAACAGCUUCCAGGCUGCGCUGAUGGAGUGAACCCAUAACCAAAUUAUUAUUGUGGCUUUAUGUUUUCAGUAAGACUCAUUGCUCUUUACACUUGCUCGUAAAAUGGUCAUUGUUGUCUCUCAUGUCAUGAAAAAUGAAAAUUGUGACAUAUCCCCCUCAAAAUUGUCAUCUCUUGGAAAUGUCUGUAAGUAUCCCUCUUUAAUACAAGUGUGAAGAGCAGCAUUGAUUUAAUUUGCUUUUGGAAAAUCAUAGUCCUGUUCAGUAGCAUAACACACACGAUGCAUUAAAAUUAUAUGCAGUGAUGUGUGUAAUAAAAGGAAAACACAGGGCUCGAAAUUGCAACUGUUACAGUCGCCAAUGCAACUAACAUUUUCUCCUUGGUGACUGAAAAUUCUGGUUUAGUCAUGUAUUUGGUAAGAUUUCUAGCGAAUUUUGUGGUAUUUUGCAUGUUUUUGUGGAUUUCGUGGGAUUUUGCGGGUUUACUUGAAUUUCGUGGCUCCUCGACUGCGCCACCGAGCAUUGCCCAUUUUGCAGCAGAAAAACCUACUUGCCCCAGGUGCACUUGGUUCUAGCCCUGUAAUUAUAAAAAGAAGAGUGAAAAGAAAAAACCAUUAAAUUACAAGAAAAAAAAGUCAAAGUAUAUUUGAUAUAAAAAUUUCAGAUAUUUGAGAAGUACCAGCUGGAUGCUGAAUGGAGUUUAAAUGCUGGAUGCUGGAUGUGGCUGUCUUGCAGUGCUUUUUUUGCUAAGCACCCCCAAUGGAUGUGCCCUGUUGGUCUUGGAGAGCACAUGGAUCCGCAGGGAAAAUAUGUUAGGUAAAGACUUGAUGUAAAUCUAGGAAAUUUUAUGAAGAUCUCUUUUUCUGGCAAAUUUUCAGUUUGGCUGCUGUAACUAGGGUCAUCCAGAAGAAAAUUUGACCAAUCACUUCGCGGGAAACUAACAAUACAUUCUGAGAAAGUAGUUUUUUCGAGCCAAUCAGCAACUAGUAGGAAACAAUAAGUACCCAAAGUGCAAAAGUUAAAUAUUGAUAUCCAUUGUCAAUUAUCCACCUAUGGUAUGUACUAAGUAGUACUAUGGCCUAUACGUGAAAGGUGGAAGGCAGGAAUGUAAAAUGUGAUUUUCUGUAAUUUACAUCAAGGUAUUGCAAUGAAAGGUGAUAAAGGCAGGGCCUAAAUGCUAAUUGAAGGGAUUCUGAUGGUUUUGCUUUGCCUUGACUUUUAAAUGAUCUUGUCAGUGGCUUGCUUAACUGCUCUUUAUCCCCAUGCUAAGUGUUAACAUGAGCGUUUUUGGUUCUUUGAAGGAAAUAUGUUCCUGAGUUGAAAGAUUUUCCUGACAAAUACAUUUAUCAGCCUUGGACAGCACCUCUGGAAUUGCAAAAGGCAGCAAAUUGUAUCGUAGGUACUGACUAUCCUCAACCAAUGAUCAACCAUCAAGAUGCCAGGCGAGACUGUAUUGGUAGACUGAGAGGGGUUUAUCAGACCCUAGUUUGUAAGGGUAAGUCUUUAUGAUGUUAGUUUAAAACAUAUCAGCUUCGUGAAGGUUAUUUUAGAAGUUGUCAUACCACCUCUACAGUGAGUUGUUUAAUAUGAAAUUGUUCCAGAGAAGAUGUGUUGAUUAGAAGUAGCAGGUGUGGAAAUAUUCUUAAUGGUAUUUUUGGAGUGAACAAGAAAUUGGGGGGAAGGAAACUUGUUGUUGCAGGGGUACUGUUGGCAAAAAUUUUGAAUUUUCUUUUGCAUAACUUAGGAAAAAUACUAUAGAUUAAAACAUGGGUGAUAAAGAAGAGUUCUUAAUCUUUUUUCUGUUAUUCCCCUCAAAGAUGUUUCAUCUGGUUACAACCCUUCUUGGUUUUAAAGGUUCAUCUGCACUAAAUCUAUCUGUGCAUUUGCCAUGUUUAAGAAUGGCAGUUUGUGAACUAGUAUAAGGGUGAAAGGGACCUGGUAAAUCUUGUCUGUCCACCUCUUAUCUUAACUUCAGUCUCAUUCUGUGUGCCCUUUAUUGCAGUGUCCUCAAAUGUGGGGCUAGGCCAUAACUCCAUGCAUUGGUUCAGGAAGGAUUUAAGGCUUCAUGAUAAUCCUUCACUUCGUGAAUCCCUUAUGAACUGUAGAACUUUCCGUGCUGUUUACAUACUUGACCCGGUCAGUGCCAAAGCAGCCAGUGUUUCUGCUAACCGCUGGAAAUUUCUCUUGGACUGUUUAAUUGACCUUGACAAGAGUCUGCGCAAGUGUGGGUCAAGACUGCAUGUUAUUCGAGGCCAGCCAACUUAUGUUUUACCAAAGCUCUUUCAAGAAUGGAAUAUUUCAAAGCUGACUUAUGAAUGUGAGACUGAGCCAUUUGGGCAGCGACGAGAUGUUGCUGUAGCUGUUCUUGGUGAAGAGCAUGGAGUGGAAGUCAUUUCUAAACCAUCCCAUACUUUAUAUGACCCUGAAAAAACCAUUGCCUUCAACAAUGGAGAGGCACCUCUCUUGAUCAAGACUUUUGAGAAUGUACUAAGGCAGAUGGGUCCUCCAGAAAAGCCUGUUGAAGCAGUUAACAGGGAGAUGUUUAAGGGUUGUAUCUGUCCUGUAACAGCAGAUCACACUGGGAGAUUUGGUGUUCCAGAACUAGGUGAGCUCGGAUUCAAUGAUGAUGACAUCACAGUAGGUGACCUCUGGGUGGGUGGAGAACAGGAGGCCCUCAGGAGACUAGCAGAACUUGAAGAAAAGGUGAGUCCCAAAAAGAUUUUAUUUGAAGAACUUAAAGUGCAACUAAACCCAGAAAAUGUUUUUGUUUAUCAAUAUCUCCCUAUUGUUCUGAUAACUUGUGCGAAACAGUCUUUGUCGUAGGGCCUUUCCUUUUAUUUGAAAUAAAUUUUUAAAGUUUCAAAUUUUGGCAGUUCUUGUGGCUGCGAAGAAUGGGUCCGAGCUUACUGUGACAUCAGUGAAGGAGAUUAAGAUGGAAUCCAUCAGGAAACUGAUAAAUUGAAAUUUUCAGUGGACAAAAACCUUGAACCAGAAUAUUUUAAUCCAUAUCGCAUUCUUUUUUAGCACUUUUCAAGGGCUAUAGAUAUAAUUAAUUACCUGCAAUAACAACAAAAACAGUUUCUUAUGGGAGCCCGAGACAAUAAAUUUCAAAGUUCACAGGAAUUGAGAAAGCAAAGGUAAAAUUGGGUGCAGCAUGCUUGAAAUUAUUCUGGUACAAGGUUCUCGUCCACUGAAAAUUGCAGUUUCUCAAUUUCCUGAUGGAUUCUGUCUUUAUUUCUGGUGAGCAAAACAAACUUCACUUGAAUUGUAUGCAUGCCUGUAUUGUGUUUCGUUGUAAUAAUACGGCCCAUCCCUAAAGAGGUUUCAGGCUCCAUAAAAUCCGAUUCCAGGGUGAUGAACUUGCUGAGUGUAUCAAGAGAAGAAAGAUGUGGCUCAGAUAGAACACUUCUUCCCUUUUUUGCCUGCCAGCCUCACACUUCUGAGUAUGAAAUGCUCCACAAAAGGUUGGCAAUGGGACUUAAGAGACGAAACUUAAAACAGCGGUGGAAACACGGGGACUUCAUCAAUCACCGUAAUUUUUGGUACAAGUCAUCAGGAUGAUACAAGGUUUUUUUACUCAAAACAUUUUGGGGGUUACUUGCACUUAAACAACAUCUCAGGCACCUUCAAAGACUCUUAACAGGUGUUUCCCCACAUAGUGAAUUGAUAGUAUGAAAUUAAUAGUUGAGCUUGCAUUUGCUGUUUUUAAUUUUUAAGGUUCUCUUUGGAAGUAAACCAAAAGAAGGGAUAGAUGCUCUGCUGCCCUCUAACACACAGCUUAGUCCUUACCUUCGCUUUGGAUGUCUGUCUCCACGGCUUUUUCACAUGCGGCUGACCAAAGCGUACAUUCAGGUAGGUUUCAUAGCUGUCAUAUACGUGAAUUAUUACUUUAGGCAUUACAUACAGUUAAAGCUCAGUUCCUGGGUGGACACCUUUUGUCUUGAGCAUGCGGCUUAUUGGAAUGAUCCUUGCAAGUAGCAGCUAUUAGCAGCAUAAGUGUUAGUGAUAGGUGAAUUUUUAUGGGGCAUGUGCUGCUCACAGUUAACACUGUUCUUGCCAGUAAAAGAAUACCACUGUUUCAUGCUAAAUCAUUGUUUUAUUGUUGGGUUUUUUCCAAGGCAGCUGCAAGUAGGGCUGUCAUAAUGCAAGAGUGUCUGUUAGGAGACUGCUUUGUUUGUUUACAUAAAAUCAGGAUUUAACUCAUCCUAACAGGAUCAUUUCUUUCUGGUAGAGAUCUGUACAGUUAUUGCUAGCUUAAACCUAAACAAAGAAAAUGGUACACACCCCUUGCCUGCCUUGAGGACUAUGAGUGUGUCAUGUGCUUGAAUGUGUGGAGUUAUAAUGGUGUGAAACAGACCACUGGGUUAUGGGAAUGUAAAACCAAUUGAUGGUGUGAUUGCAUUGUGUUUUACAGGUGAAAUGCCAGCCACCACCACUGUCCCUCUACAGACAGUUGGUGUGGAGAGAAUUUUUCUUCACUCUUGCUACUCAGAAUCCGCAUAUGGAUCGAACAGUUAAUAACCCUCUUGCACUCAAUAUUAAUUGGGAAGAAAACGAGGAAGCACUUGAUGCUUGGAAAAAGGUACUAAGAGCCUUUUAAAUGGCUGAAUUUUAACUGUGCAAUUCAAAGAAACCUGUGAACACCAACCAACCACAAUAGAGACCUUUUUUUCUAAGAUGAGUUAAUAAAAUGUGGUUGCCGUCGUCAUUUUACUACAAGUCUUAGCGCGAAUGUCGUGGUGGCGAAAACAAGAUAUCAAAUGUUAGAAGUUUUAUCAUUUUAAGGUCGGGAGAGGGUUUGACCUUCGUCACUUAAGAUAACAGUGCUAACUUUUGUAGAGGAAAAUGGUAAAAUGAAGCUUUCCAGGAUUAUUUUGAGAAUACGGGAAAAAACGUUAAGUCAAAUCUCGUACUCGUAGUUCUCCUCGUCCUCGAAUCUAAGGGUCUCUAAUAAGGUUCAGGACACACAAGCUGUUUGUGGUUUAGUCUUCUCAUGCGUGUUUGACCUUGUAUAACAAUAAAAUUCUGGUUGCCAGGUAUACACAGAUAGUAAGUGGGGAAUUGAAAACUGCUACAUGUAGAAGGAUUUUUAUUUUGGUUCUAUUUUCCUUUUGUCUCCCAUGAAAGUAGCUGCGGGUCCUGCUCAUAGCAACCGAGGGAAAAAUCCCUGGUCCCUCAAUGGGGUGUAAUAUCAGGUAUUAUUUUAUUAUGUUUUAGGGGCAAACUGGCUUUCCAUGGAUUGAUGCUGUGAUGCGGCAACUUCGAACUGAAGGGUGGAUUCACCAUGUGGCUCAGCAGGUAGUGGGCUGUUUCUUGACCAGAGGAUGUCUGUGGUUGAGCUGGGAAGAAGGUUUCAAAGUAAGUGCAUGUAAUAAACUCUUUCUAAAGUGAACACCCUUACUAAACAGUUUGAUUAUCCAUUCAUACCGAUUUCCACAAGUCAGAGCAAUCUUCUCGGUAUCCUAGGAAAGAUGUGACUAAUCACUUGACUUUUGUUUGUUUGUUGAUAAUUGAAGUGUCAUCAAAAUUUUCGGUGUUUCAGUGUUAACAUUGAGCUCACAGACUAAGUACACCGUGAUAGUAUGUAGGGGGUACAUAUUUUUUGUAAGGCUCCUGGGACUGAACAUAAGAGUUUCAACUGUUACUUUAUGGUGUUGCAAAUUCUCUAACACAGAUUUUCUGGGAAGAGCAGUUAGCACUUAAUUCAGUUUCAUUUAAGAAAACCUGAUACUUAGGUCAAAAUUUAUGGAAUUGAGCAUUUUAAGCUUAUUGUUGUUAAAACGCAUGAAGUGGCUUAAAAGGUUUUAACUUUUAACUACAUUGUUCUUGGUUAAGACAUAGGAGAAUUAUCUACUUGCCAUCAUAACAAUACCUUAGACAGGCAAUGUGCAUGUGGGAUCAAUUUAAGGUUUUUGAGAGUGAUAAUAGCUCAGGGCUGUUAGAGAUAUUCACGUGAUUGAACUUGAAUGCAUAGAAAUUUAUCCAGACUUAUUUAUUGUUGUGAUACUGUAAUAUUGAAGUUUAUGAAACAUGUUGACUGUGUGACUCACCCUUACGUUGUCUUGCUUUAGUUGUUUGAGGAGCUACAGUUGGACUCGGAGUGGAGCUUAAAUGCUGGCAAUUGGUUGUGGGUGUCUUGCUGUGCAUUUUGUCAUGGGCAAAUUCCAUGGUACUGUCCAGUUAAUGUUGGCAGAAAGGUGGACCCAUCAGGAAAUUUCAUCAGGUACUUAAACAAGCAGCAUUUUCAAUAUUGUAUGUAAGGUCUUCUUGAACAAGGCAAUUUUUCAUGCAGCUCGUGGCACAAUUUUGGUAUGACACAAGGUGCUUAAAUAAUUGCACAGUCCUAAAAAAUGAACAUGGACUUCUCCCAAUGUUUCUGGUACCGCAGCAGGCGUUGCACAAACUAGACUAAAAUUUGUGUUUAAUAAGAGUUCUUUUUCAACUAUUAUUUCAGGCGAUAUGUUCCCGAGCUAAAUGCCAUGCCCACGAAGUACAUCCACGAGCCGUGGCUUGCGCCCAUAGCAAUACAGAAGGCUAGUAACUGUGUUAUUGGUCAAGAUUACCCUGAACGCCUUUGUGAUCACAUUGAGAGACGCAAAAUCUGUCUUGAAAGGCUUAAAGAAGUGUGCCAGCAGAUGAAGGGUGCAAAGCAAUCUCCCAACAGAAUUGCUUUAGAUUAAUGAUAUUUCUAUUGUGAAGAUAGAGUUACCACACAAGACCUAAUAUUCCAUGUGGUGAUAAAUACCACACUAAUCCUAGGACUAUCCAACCCACCGGGGGAUGGGAUAGAAUUUUCAUGCAAAAAUCCAUAGUAUUGUCGAAUGCAAGACAACAGAUGGUACUGUAACUGAUUUGUGCAACAUACAGUCAACUCCUAGAAUGAAACGCGACUGAAGAAAGCAGCAGGUUGUGUUUCUGGGUCCCAGAAAUGUGUGUGUAUCUCCUCUGUGUAUAAAUACUAACCAAUAAUCUUUAGACAGCCACAAAACUAAGCUAGCCAGGGACUCACAUCAACAGCGCAGUUGUGGAGUUUCUAAGGUUAUUGCAGAUGUUUUUCUUUUCUUUUUUCAUUUUUUCGCUUUAUCUGUUUACUUAUAAUUAAUUUUUACCUACUGUUAUCGCAGCUUAGGAGGUCUUCUUUUGGAGACGGUCUCUGUUCCCGUCUUUGAGUGCAGAGCUAGUUUCAUAUCGUAAAUCUAUGUUAAGUGCCAGGCCAAGUGCCAGUAAUCAGCAACGUUGUUAUCUUAACAUUGUUAAGGUAGCCUAAUCUGUUUCUGUCCUUAAGAAAAGGUAUUAUUCAUCAAGGGCAAAAAAUACAUAUAUAUUAUGUCGGAGUAUUAGGAGCGGGUAUACUACAGUACAGUACUAACUACAGUAAACACCCGCUAACUACAGUAACCCGUACUAACUACAGUAAACACCCGCUAAUAAGAACCUACCAUUUUUAAGUCUGCCAAAAUAAGUUCCUAUAUUUUGGGGCACUUACUGGCAAUUUAUGUUAAGCAGGUUUGUAAUUUCUAUGAAGGCGAUAAUAGAUUGUUGAUUACCAGAAAAAUAAGAAAACUUUUUAUUUAUUCACAAUUUUAUUAUUAUAACGCUAACAAAACUGAUUACCACGUUUAUAUACUGUUUAGUACAGGAUGUUCUUGUUAUACUUAAAUUUACAACUCAAAGUUACACUCCUUGGUUAAAUUGUUCAUCACAAUAACCCACAUAUAAGAGCCUGCUUGAUCUUGGCUAAACAGGUUUCUGUAUUUUUGGGUAUUAAAGUGGCAAGUUUCUACCAGGAUAGCUAUAAGACAAUAUAUAUUUCCUUUCAAGGAAGUAGAGAGCGUGACAUGUGACGCUUCGUUUCUUGAGGAAAACUAACCUUAUUUAUCCUAGCUUCGGUAAAGUUACCGUUUGUGAUAGGCUUUUGCUGGCGACUUGGUUUCUGGAACAGUGGGAGGACAGUUGGUUGUAAAUAAAAAAAUGACGGUUACCCAAGUCAGCUUACCAGACUCGACAGAUGGAUGACCGCUGUGGAAAUGUCUUUCUUAAGACUGCAAGCAGGCUCUUUUUUUCUUAAAAGUCAAAGGUUGAGCAAGAAAAAAGUGUAUUGCGGGCGAGCGCUAUCACAGUGAGUACCAAUUCCGAUCCGGGAAAAAUGCUUUCUUAGGCUGGCUCUCUGACUGCUGUUUUCUUUUCGCGCUCCACUGUCGCCUGUGCUAUCCAUUUACCUUCAAAGAAAAAUAGUAGACUGGUGGCGGUGUAAAUUCAUUGAGGGUAUUAUAGGCAUUUUGUCGCUGUUAGACCUGAGAUGUGUCUAAUUCGCAAAACACGAGAAUCGAGGAUACCUCUCUUGGAUAUGAAAGUUGUAGUAUAGCUGUAAAUAGUCAACGUGUGGCAAGUUCGAAAUUUUUUUCUGGAGUUGUCAGUAUCGUUUCCUAACCAAAAGGAAUGUAGUACAAGGGCGGGUUUUAGACGGAGUUGUAGAUAGUAAUUUAAAAGUACAUUAAUAAGAGAGACAGUGACACAUAAGCUUUGGUGUCGAUCGGUUUAGCAAAACUUAUUUAUCCAUCAAUACCCAAGAGCAAUGAAUGUUAGGGAAACAGUAUCUUGUACUUUGUGCCGUUUUCAUGGAAAUAAAAGAAGGAAAGUAAUGUGUUAGUCUGCGUAAUUGAUACAAACUUCGUAGGCUUUCAUUUCGUUGGGAACAGGGUUGUGGAUGGAGAAAUCUCUUGACGUUAAUAUCGAAAAAGAAACCAAAAAAUUAAUUGAUUUAACAAUUAGGUGAUCUCGAAGACAUGAAGUUGAAAAGUUAAUGGUACAAGCGCUACCGUUGUCAAUCUUUCUCGGCGAUUGAGGGACAGUUAAUAACAACGGAAUACGUACGUCACUUAUGGGACCAAGCUGCCCGCGGAUUCUCUCUUGUUGCCCUUGUAAGCUUUGCAACGAUUAUGUUAAGCGAUUGCGACGAUCAUAUGGAAAAGCCCGAUCGUAGCGAUUGUAGCACCAUUGUUGCGGCGAAGUUCGCUCCAAUGCCUUGAUCGUUAACCAGCGAUCAAGCGGCCCUUCUUCCCUUAUCUUUUCUUUGGGGGCACCGUCCGCCGACCAGAAGGAAAAGAAACGCUAGAUCUAAAGUCAACGAUAGUGCAUCAGUCAAUUCCAGCUGCGCUUCCUCCCCCGGUGCAACUGCGGUUAUGUGUUUCUGCCAGAAACUCAUAAGGGUUCAAUCUGCCACAACAUAAUUAAACUAUGCGCCGAUUACAACAGACACUACAGUGUCUACUAUAACACUUAAACUUGUGAACAGGCUCUCCGUUUGGGAGAAGGGGGCAAAAAGGCGGGGUAAAACUGAUGGACAAGGGGAAGUGCGGAAAAGAGGGGGAUCCAUGCCCUCCUAAGGAGCCUGGUUUCAUCCUAUGUACGUUAAGCUCAACUAGCUACCGCGACCUUGUACAUGAAAAACAGACUUCUUGUCUGAAUUGAAGGGUUAAGUUUAAAAAUCUCUAACCGAUUCUUCCUUAGUUUUCCUCAUGUCUAGCCUCCCACGCAGGCGUUUUGAGGGGAGCUCGUAUUUCGUUCCUUCCCACAGAAUAGGAGCUCCCCUUAAAAAAAAGCCUGUCUUGGUGUCGUCACGCAACGGGGCAGGAGCGUUAUUCUAGUUCACAGAACGCUCUUUCUUGCGCUAAUUGGCCAUUGCUGCCCCUAAAAGGAAUUGCUACCCUCAAGUUAAGGCUGGUUCCCACCGAUUCCCAUCUGAGCGAUUGCGACGAUCAUAUGGAAAAACCCGCACGUAGCGAUUGCAGCACGAGCGAAGUUCGCUUCAAUGUCACGAUCGUUAACCAGCGAUCAGGCGGCCCUUUUCCCUUAUCUUAUCUUUUCUUUGGGGGCACCGUCCGCCGACCAGAAGAAAAGGAAACGCUAGAUCUCAGGUCAACGAUAAGCGAUCCUUUCUGUUAUAUAAGAAAUGUUAUAUAAUAAUACAUGCCCUGCCUAAACACAGCUCCGCACUCGCAGAGACGAAAAAAUAUUGUGUAGGAUCUGAACAGGAGUUUUUUUCGGCGGUGCGAGUCUUAGUGUUUCGGAUUGGUGCGAUAACCAAAUGACGUAAUGCAAAUGACUGACACUUAAACUGACUUAAUCGACCGUACAACCAGGUACAACUGCUGCGAAGGUUUUGGCGACACCAGGAGACAGUCGUGUUCAUCAGUUAGGUGGGUGAUUUACCUAGACUGUAAACCAGGUGGCAGGCUGGGUGGAUGAGGAACUGUACUUUUCAGUCAUUCUUUGGAAAAUCCGAGAGGGUCCGAGAGGCCCCAUCACACACAACAAGUCUCUUGUGGUAGAACAGCAUCAAAAAGGCCUCUGAAACCAAUAGACCUUUCCACGGUUUUUUUCAACUUUUGACAUGUAGAUGUUAGGGAAAAUCCGUCGACACCAUUGCAAAGAGCGUCUUAAAAUUAGUACAAUUGCCAAGUUUGAGAGUAAUUUGUUGAAAUUUAACGGAGAUAGAGCUCCUGAGUUGCGAAAUUUUUCAGACGUUUUGUCGGGAUGGUCACUGAUUGGUUGGGGGGCAAGUUUGGGGGCACAAUUUUCGCAACCUUUGCGGAGCUAUAUCUUUCGUUUAGGUUUAGCAACACUUAUUUAUCCAUCAAUACCAGAAGCCGUCAAUACCCAAGCGCAAUGAAUAUUAGGGAAACAGUAUCUUGUACUUGGUGCCGUUUUUAUGGAAAUAAAAGAAGGAAAGUAAUGUGUUAGUCUGCUUAAGUGAUACAAACUUCGUAGGCUUGCACUUCGUUGGGAACAGGGUUGUGGAUGGAGAAAUCUCUCGCCGUUAAUAUCGAAAAAGAAACAAAAAACUUAAUUGAUUUAACAAUUAGGUGAUCUCGAAAAGAUGAAAUUGAAAAGUUAAUGGUUCAAGCGCUACCCUUGUCAAUCUUUCUUGGCGAUCGAGGGACAGUAUAAAUACUUAUGUCACUUAACAGGGGCACCCAACGAGAAUAUAGUUCAAAACCACUUAAACAUAGCAUUGUUGAACGUAUUUUAGUAUUUAAACGGUAGAUAUAGGCAUAUUUUUGUGCCCUAAAAAUUUUUCAUCUAUUCGGGUUUCCUAGCCUGAAAGUCUAGUGAUCCGAAAAUUAUAGGGAUCAAAACUUACCUUUUCGAAAAUUUCAGCCAGAAAAAAGGCUCCCAUAAAUUCUAUGUGACCUUUUUAAGGUAAAAAUCCGUAAAAAAUGGGCAAUUAUAUCAUUUGGGGGGGUUCGAAAAUCCUAGGAGAGGCGGGCAAGCAAGAAAUUUAACAACAAAUGUUCCGAAAAUUCUAUAUCUCAAAUCGUCUUCCGAACAGAUAUUUUCCAAAAGUUGUCGUUGGGUGCCCCUGACUUAUGGAACCAAGUUGCCCACAGUUUGUGUCUCGUUCUUCUUGCAAGCUUUGUAACGAUUUUCUUCGAUAUCUCCUGGCGCAAUAAAAACCUGCCACUAGGACUCCGAAGAUGGCCACUUCAUCGUUUCGAUGUUACUACUUAAACGGCACUUGCUAGUACAGUAACUGCAGCAGCUGUAACUUGAACACUAACUACAACCAGAAACCCAUAAGGGUUCAAUCUGCCACAACAUAAUUAAACUACACUACAACCAGCUAUACGCCGGUUACUACAGACACUACAAUGUCUACUAUGAAACUUAAACGUAGCCUGUGAACAGGCUCUCCAUUGGGGGGAAGGGGGCAAGAAGGUGGGGUAAAACUGAAUGGAAAAGGGGAAGUGCGGAAAAGAGGGGGAUCUACCGAUCUUUUUCCUGUCACUCGACUUUCCUUGCCCGCCGAAGGAGCCUGGUCUAAUCCUAUGUACGGUAAGCUCAACUGACUACCGCGACCUUGUACAUAAAAAACAGACUUCUUGUCUGUCUAAAAAUCUCUAACCGAUUCUCCCUGAGUUUUUCCCAUGUUUAGCCUACCACGCAGGCGUUUUUUAAGGGAGCUCGUAUUUCGUUCCUUCCCACAGAAUAGUAGCUCCCCUUAAAAAAAAGCCGCUCUUGGUGUCGUCACGCAACGGGGGAGGAGCGUUAUUCUAGUUCACAGAACGCUCUUUCUUGCGCUAAUUGGCCAUUGCUGCCCCUAAAAGGAAUUGCUACUCUCUAGUUAAGGCUGGUUCCCAUCUGAUCGCUAAAAAAAGAAGUUAAGCGAUUGCGACGAUCAUAUGAAAAAACCCGAACGUAGCGAUUGUAGCACCGUUGUUGCGGCGAAGUCUCGCAUGUUUUCAGGCUCGUGAUGUUAUAUAAGAAAUGUUAUAUAAUAAUACAACAAGUGUUGUUUAACUAAGGUGCAAUCCAUGCCCUGCCUAAACACAGCUCAGCACUCGCACAGACGAAAACCUAUUGUGUAGGAUCUGAACAGGGGUUUUUUUCGGCAGUGUCUUUAGUAUUUCGGAUUCGUGCGAUGACCAAAUGACGUAAUGCAAAAGACUGAGAAGAACAAGACAACAACUGCUACAAAGGUUUUGGCAACAGCAAGAGACAGUCGUGUUCAUCAGUAAGGUGGGUGAUUUACUUAGACUCACUGUUAGACUGUAAACAAGGUUUUUUCAAGUCAUUCUUUGGAAAAUCCGAGAGGGUCCGAGAGGCCCCAUCACACACAACGAGUCUCUUGGGGUAGAACAGCAUCAAAAAGGCCUCUGAAAUCAAUAGACUUUUCCACGGUUUUUUUCAACUUUUGACAUGUGCAAGAUGGGGAAAAUCCGUCGACGCCAUUGCAAAGAGCGUCUUAAAAUUAUUACAAUUGCUAAGUUUGAAAGUAAUUUGUUGAAAGCUUACGGAGAUAGAGCUCCUCGAAGUUGCGAAAUUUUUCAGACGUUUUGUCGGGAUGGUCACUGAUGUUGGGGGGCAAGUUUGGGGGCACAAUUUUCCCAAAUAUAUCUUGGCUCGCGUAAGACGUAUACAAACUACGUGUCACUUACAGCACUUAUAUUUGGCAAUGUUACCAAUUUGAAGGCGCUUUUUCCAUUAUGGUGUCGACCGAUUUUCCCUAACUGGUCCGUGUCAAAAAUUGAAAAAACCGUGUUCCGACAACGAACACCGCGCUCUACUAUCUGAACGCCUGGGACAGGCUAUGGAAGGGUCGAUUGAAACAGGUCAUGAUAUCCUUCCCUGCUAGCAGGGAAAAUAUAUUCAGAUACAGUUUUCAAUAUAGGUUCAGAUUUGCCAGUCGACCAAUGCGACGCAACUUUUAAUUCAUUUUUAGCUCAUGGAUGACGUAGAGGCAGUCGAAUGGCACUCGAUCACUCACUGUCAUUAAUUUAUUCAUUAAACUCGGGAUUAAAGAUUCGACUCCUACCUCCCCUACUAUGUAUUGCUUUUGUUCCAAGUGCUUCAUGCGCAUAUGUUUUUGGCAGACUCUAGCGAGUACUAGAAAGGCUUACAUUUUUGCCCAAUAACAUAGAGUAGAUGAUGGGUUUUCGUGACAAUAGUCUGAAAUGUCAUAUGUCUCCACCUCCUACCCAGUAGGGGGUGCGGGGGAGAGAGACUAUCGCGUAAUCGCGGCUUGAAGAUGGGAUUUCUUUCUGUAGUCUUUCAGUGAAAAGCUAAUAAGCCAAAGAAUCCUAGCUGUGGAAAAUGGAUCGCGAAUUGUUGAAGCGACGUUAAGUAAUAUCUAUGUUAUUGCCAACGACCGAGCAAGCCGAGCGAAGAGGGUCGGCUUGCGAGGCGGCCAGUUUAAUGCCACGCGGAAGUAUUGCAGCAGACAAAAAAAAUUUUCGACCGUGCUAGCGUUAGAUUUCACGUGUAGUUUUCACGUGACUUUUGAUGACCUCACGCGAAGGCAGAAAAAUUCUCGAUCUUAUUGUGAAAAGUGUAUGGAGAUUUUAGUAGCGUUAAAUUUCACGUGUAGUUUCACGUGACUUUUGAUGACCUUUGUUAUAAUUAUAAACAAACCUUCAAAGUUCGGACAUUGUUCUCUGUCUAGCCUAGACUGGGAGCAGUCUCUCUUUUUCUUCAGAUUUACUGAGGGGAGUGAGCGCGAGCGCGAGUGUCGAGCGACGAAGCCGCGAGAGGCGAGAAACGAGGGCGGCUGCCUCUCCAAUCUCGCGUCUUUAGUCAGGCGCGUGGUCAUUUGCGUAUCUCGCACGUUUUGCUCGACGGACCAAGAAAAAAGACAGACUGCUCGUAGUCUAUGCCCAGCCUGUUCACAGACCCUCUAUCUUUGCGUUGCGCAAAGUUCUGUUUAGGCAGGAGCCCAUAACGGGCUCCUGGUUUAGGACGUUAAGGAAAAAGUAGACGCUCUCCAAAUAUUAGUAAGUGGUGGCAAAUAAAAAGCCUAUCUUUCCUUCCUUCGAACAGACUUCAGCUGAGACCUCAGUUCACAUUUGGCGGAAUGCAGAUAGUGUACCUCCAGUGACACUGAGAAAUUUACAAACAGCUUUGUUUUUCGGUACCAGGGCUAUAUGUAGUUUACCCGGGGGGAGGGGUACUUCCUUAUAAGAGGCUAAUGGGGAUGUGCCGCUGGAUGGGGUCGCAUUUUCACGACUGGAUUGCCUAUAAUGGGGUCGCACAUUUUCUGAUUUUUGGGGUAAGACAGUUCUUCAUAUUUACGGUUAGCAAACGUACCAGAAUGUUUGUACUGUAGGUGAAAAGUAAAGUGUUAGGUAGAUACAUUUUUGAAAGUGACUAAGUUGGGAUCGCGAAAAUUACGUUUUUGCCCAAAAGUGACUAAGAUGGGAUCUAUAAUUGGCCACAGAAUAGACUAUAAUGGUGUAGGGGCUCCGAGAGGCCAGGGGCACGUACCCAGCAAAAAUUAACCCAAGUACCCCCCGGGGUAGUUCAUAUACACUCUUUUUUUUAUAAGAAUAUAUUUUAUAAGAGUUUCGAGGCUGAAGUUUGCGAAAUUUUAAGAAUAUUUUAAGAAUAAAGCCGAGGCUGAGAUUUUGAAAAGGAUCGAUAUAAUUUUGUGUGUUGAAACAUCUGUAAAUACAAUACAAUUUUAUGUUUUUAACUUAACCGUAUAAAAUUAUUCCAACUAGCUAACAAAACGAAAAAACCUGCACUAGCUAUAGCAAAAUGUUCAACGCUAAUGACAGUUCGACGAACGGUGCAUGUAAUACAUAUGUACAGUAUUCAGCACAAAAGACAUAAACUAAACCGCAAAAAAGUGUUAUGACAAAUUCUUUCCUUUUUAAAUAACAAAACCUAGCGAAAACAAAAACAGCACUAGGCUUUAUUUAAGAAUAAUUCAAGAAUAUUUUCAGCCUAAAAUCGGCAGAAAAAUAAGAAUAUUCAGCCUGGGCCGGAAAAACAACAUUCUUAUAAAAAAAAAGGGUGUAUAGAGGAUAAUAUAUGGCUGCGAGGAGAUACGAAAUUUUUCUUCUCGUGUUGAAAAAUAUUUCACUCUUUCGCUGGUUUUUCAACACGAGAAGAGAAUUUCGUAUCUUCAAGCGGCCAUGUAAUGUUCUAUUUAUUAUAUUUACACCAAUGAAAUGCCAAACCAUUUCACUUGAAUAUUUUUUUGCUGCCGAAAGGCGCUAUAUAUUAUGUACCCAUAGGAGGGGGACAUUGGGGGUACCCAGUGCCGCAAUACCGUGAAAAAUUGGCAAAUACCGAAAUACCGUGCCAAAAAUGGAUGAAAUACUGAAUACUAAUACAUUUAUACAGCUGUAUCCAUCUCGCGUGUUUGUUUACCUCAAGCAUGUAGGCACCAGAAAUCAAACUCAGACAUUGGGAGAAAACGUGAGAAGACCUUGAUCGGUAGAACGAUUGAAAUGCCCGGUUAUUGGAUGCCCUUCCAAUUUCGUCAUAGAUUGUGUAAUCAUUUACCAUUAAGUCUAAAGUCUUAAAAUAUUAACUUUUAUUAACCUGUUAACAUUAAUACUGUUGUUCGUGUUGAACAUUGUAUUGAACUGUAUUAGACAGGAGAGCGCAUAUAAAUGGUACCGCAAUACCGUGAAGGACCCCUCUAGUAUUUUCUCUUCAAAGUCCGUCGAGCGAGGGUGAUGAAAUAUAAACCGCAGGGGUUUUAUUGACCGCCAGCGCAAGGGGGUAGGGGUGGGGGAGGAAGAAAAUAUUUUCUUUCUCGCGCUCCACGCUCGUUCUCGCACACUCGCUUCGUUCGAAGAUGUUUUCGAAAAGAACGAAAAGAAAAAAAAAAUAACGUCUGUGUACAGGCUAGAUUGCUAUUUUAAUCAACACUACCAGCACCGCACCAAUCAGAAGCUGCAUUCGUGUGCAAACGCAGUUCUUCAAAAUCGUGGGGUUUGCGGGCAAGCGUUUCCUUGUCUCCCCCACUCCCCCGUCAUUCCUCUUUUUUUUGCUCUCGUCCCAUUUUUGUCGACGAACUCGCGCGGAAACGCUUUCUACACACGCUCGGCUCUGAGGAACAAAGGACGACCGCGUGCGGUCUAUUUUUUCACAUGUGAAAAUAACAUGACAUUUUCUGAAAUUUUCACGUGUAAAGAUAUCAUGUUUUCGCGUGAAAGCUCACCUGGUAUUUCUUUGGUAUUUAUGUAAUAAAUGUUAUUCAAUUUGUAUUAAAACCAAUGGCCGAUUUGAAAUAAGAGAGGAUCCCCGGUCCCCUACUCUCUGCUUUUAACACUAGGCGAGGAUUUGAGCUACUCACAGGAGCAAAGCAACAGGGUCAAGUUGCAUUAAAACCCAUGUCAUGUAAAUUCUUUAUUCCAAUACAAAAAUAGAGAGCAUCAGAAGUAAUCGGCUCCUGAGAGCAUAUAUAACGCAGGUUGAUUUCCCCCUGGUAUCACGCAUUACACGAGAGAAGUUCGCGUUUUACUCGUGUCCCUGUCUUUCCUUUUCCACACGAUAAACAUAUUUGAAAACCGAAAAAUACUGUGUGAAUGUGAGAAAGUUCAAGAUAAAGGUAAAACAGGAUUUUCGAACGAGCAUCCCCGUCUGAUAUUCAUAUAGGAGUAACGCCCUCAACCCCCCCCUCCCCUAACCCCACUACUUGGGAGGAACGCUUUGUUUUUUUACUUGCGCUGCGUGAUUUUGAACUCACGUUUUUUUAGCUCGGUGCGCAUUCUGGCUACAAAAACGAGACAAGCGGAUUUUCAUAUGACGAAGUUUUUCGGCCCGUUCUAAGCGUAGAUUCGUGGGGAUUACGGUGAGUUCGAUUCUAGAUAUUUUUUAUAAAAUACCUGCUACAUAAGAAUGAUGAAUACGCCAGAUGAAGAGAAAGAUAGAGAGAGAGCGAGCGAAUAGAGGGAACUUCUCUGUGAGCGACGAUAGCAGACAUGGCGACAAUAUUAAAAUUUAAGUUUUGUGUAAACCACGCGGCAAGAGUUCUAUUUUUUCUCUAAAUUUCUAUACAUGUUUACCAUACGAGACACCAUAUCUUAAAAUUGCAGAAGUUGGUAAAAAAUAUCAGUGUUGGUUCGUGUAUAUUCGCACGACGUAGCUUAUACAUGCCUGAUCAUGACAUGAUCUCUAAUUGAUUCAGUUCGCUGUUAAGCUUAAAGUGAGCCCAUCGUUGUGUUGCGUGUUUGAAAUUUUCAUAUUCAAAUAGCCAGCUUGAGAACAUUGUAAGGUGAAAAAAAUUUAACUUCGACUUGAUUGAUGGCAGAUCGUUCACUUUUAUACACAGACUUUGCCUUCGUUUUGUCAGCAACGAAGGGUAACAAAGAAAUUUUAUUUAGUGUCACUGCAGUUUUCGUUUGACGAAGGUUGGCUGGUACGUGCUCAUAUAGGAAAACAGAACAGAAAUCUACAAACAGGACUAUUAAUUUUGAUUGCUGUACAUAAUUUCUGUAUGAUAUUUUUGCUUGUAUAUUUAAACAUCAGGUAAUGAGAAAGUAAGGUAGUAAGGGAAUUUGAAUUCUGCCCUCAGUGCACCCUGUGGCUCCUCACCGACUGAGCUGUCAAGUUUUGGUCAAUCGGCUUGGAGUGGAAAUGAGUGUCAACUGUAAACAAACACUGGGUAGCUAGAAAAAGUACAUUGGAGAUAAAUUUCCCUCGAGCAAAUGAGCCUUGAAAGUACAGUUGCUGAGAAAUAAUUUCUUAGUGACUGUACUUUAGUAUUAACUGACCCUAAAUUGAAGGCAGUUCAGCAGUGUCUCAAGGCAUGUUUAUUCAAUAGUAUUCUAACUGACAAAUUGGCAAGAAAAUUUUUUUUGUUGACAUCACGGCUACAUUAUGACAAACAUUCCCACACAUCAAUUUUUAGUUAAAUUAACAUCAGCAAGACUCUAAUGUCUUCUGUUUUAGGAUGUGCUCAUCAGCAGCUCCUCUUUGCUACCUUGUGUACAGCUUUUGAGUGCUAGUUUUAACUAAUCAAGUUAAUAAGUUAAUAACUUUGACGUUGAAGUUAUCUUGCUUUGUGAGUUUAGCCCAUUCGACCCUGGAGAGUUUGCCGAAAACGUGUUUUGAAGCUAGUAAAGAGGUUUUCGGGUCACUGUCGUCCUAUUAUAAAGAGCUAAAACUUACCACAAAGCUGUCUGCAGGUCGUACACUUUGCGGCCUUCUGAUCCAGAUGCAAAAUAUCAGCUUGCGAAGUUCGGGCAUGCACAGAAAGCAAAAUUUCGAGUUUUUGGGUUUAAAAGUGACACAGCAAUCUUGACUUUUACUUUUUGCUUCCUAUCUCCUCCCCUCUUUUUUCGCUUUUGUUGCCUCAUUUUUUUUUCUAUUGCUGGGCGUUAUUUUAGUAGGCUUCAUUUUGGUGCGAAGGGUUUUUAGGAAAGCUUUUAGGAUCUUAGGAUUAGGUGAAAGGAAAGGUAGGUGGGUAGUGGAACGAGAUUUUCAUGGCAAUUUUCGGGUCAAUGUUACAUGGUUUUUUGCCUUUUACUCCGGUGUCCUUGACUGAAUUGUGCUCAUUCUGGUAUGGUUUGAAAGAUCUCUUCACUCUGCACACAUCAGCAGACAAAGUUGUCUUUGAACAUUAAAACUGAUGACGUCACAAGCGGUAGCAGGGACGUGGAUCUACACGGGCGGUUAUGGGCAGCUCAGGGGUGAAUGGGUUAAGAAGGUGGUUAUAGAUGUUGCCAAAACUAUGUAGGUGUCCAGGGGUGCUUACCAUUUAAUAGAAAAAUCCGGUUGGGGUGUCGAAAGCAUAAUGGUAAGCGAUUUACCAGGUUACCGCAGAAUUGCCACAUCUGUUACGGUUUGAAUCCAAAAAAGGGGGAAAUUUGUGUAGCGUGAGUCUGAAACCGAGAAGGAAACGGGAAAUUGGUUUAUGGUAAGCAUCAUUCCGUUUGGUUCGUACCAACCGGAAUGAAAGGACUACCUCAAAACGUAUUCCUCAACUUUCGGUUGGAAUUUCCGAAAAGUGACCUUACCAUUUACCUUCCGUCCGGAAUUUCCGAAAUUUUCUGUCAAAUGGUAAGCACCCCAGGUGUAAUUAUAUUGCAAGUACAGCUGUAUAUGUUACAGGUCAAAAUUAUAUCCAGGUUAAAAUUAUUUAACCUAGGUUGAUUCUCAGUUUCCUUUGUCUUCUAGCCCUAUAAUAAUUUAUUCAUGAAUAAGGGCAGGAGACAAGGAAAUUGAGAGUCAACCUAGGUUACAAAAUUUUAACCUGAAUUUAAUUUUGACCUGUAAUACACACAAAGGGCAUUCAUUAAAAACUAGACUUUGCAGAUUGCAUCUUAAAUAAAGUCAUUAUUAAUUUUAUAUUCACAAAAAUCUGAUGGAUCUGAUGUCUACUUUUUAUUUAUUUUAUCCAUUAUAUUGUUUCUUGCAAUUUUUUUUACUAUGUUGGCCUUUUUGUUUUCAUUUUUGCAGUUUUGUGAUAUGGCUAUGGAGAAGAAACCUACAGCACUUCAUUGGUUCCGUAAAAAUCUUCGCUUACAUGAUAACCCUGCGCUAUGUGAAGCAUUAAAAGGCUGUGACACUCUUUAUGCUUUGUACAUCCUUCCACCUUUCAUCCCAGAUGCAAAUAUUUCUGCAAACCGAUGGAAUUUUCUGAUUGAAUGCUUAGAAGACUUGGACAGUAGUCUAAAAAGCCUUGGUUCACAACUUCUUGUAGUACAAGGCUACCCAGCCCAAGUUAUUCCAAGCCUGUUGAAGAAUUUACAUGUCACCAAGUUAACAUUUGAAAGGGAAAGUGAGCCAUUUGGUAAACAGCGAGAUGCUGUCAUAACACAUCUUGCUGAAAGUGUGGGUGUGGAAGUAGUUUCAUGUACCUCUCACACACUGUACGAUGUUGAUCAAGUGACAGAGCUAAAUGGCAAUGAGACACCAGUGCAGUUUCAUGAAUUCCUUGAUGUUAUCUCUAAAAUUGGACCCCCAGAACACCCGGUAACGACAGUGAACCACGGCAUGCUUGCAUCUCUUUCAACUAAAGGAGUCCCAUUCCAGGACCAAAACAUACCUUCUGUAGAAGAUCUUGGGAUUGAGAAAUCCAAGGUUACGUGUAAGGAAGUAUGGCAUGGUGGAGAGGCAGAGGCAUUGAGAAAACUUGAUUCUUUGCUGAAAGAGGUUUGUAACCGUAAGGUGUAAUAUAAUUAUAUUAAUUUUAUAGUAAUAAUUUUAGUCAACUCAUACACUGCACUUUGGCUCUUUUCAUAGAAAUUGCUAUAUUUUAUUUCAUGUGUUUAAUUAUAGACAACUGCAUGGCUUAGAAAGGGGGUGGUACAGUGGAACCUUGAUUUAUGAAGUGCCCCAGGACUGGGGAAAUUUGUUUGUUACAUCAAGGGUUUGUUAUAUCAAAAACCUCAAUUAAACAAAUUUUAGGGAAAACAAACAAAAUGUUAUGGUAUCUUGGAGCUGUGCCAUCUCUAAUAAUUCUUUCGUUUACUCUUUAAUUUGCAGAUAGUUUACAGCGACUUUCACAGUGAUGGUGGAGCAAGCAAGCUGAGCCCUUAUCUUAGGUUUGGUUGCCUCUCUCCACGAACUUUGUACCAUUCUUUGGCAGAAACUUACCUAAAGGUAUGUCACUUUAUUUUUUUCUGACAAUGCUAUUUGAUCUUAUUUGUAAUGCUUUUUGUUGUAUGUUCUGUGGGUGCCACAUGGGUAUGAUUUAUAUGUGUUGAUGGAUAAGCACUGUAAGGUGGCCGAUAACAAGUUGACUUAGAUCAAAAUGUAAUUUCACUGUUCCAUUGAGAAUACCCAGAUGCAUGAGCAAUAAGGAACACAUAGAGUAACUAAAGAAAUGACCAUUAUACUCACUGGGCAUUAAUUUUGGGGGACACCAGUUGUUGAUUGACAUGGGUGUUGGCUUUCAUUAUGUGACCAUUUAAAGGCCUUUGUUCUCCUGACACUAGGAGGUGAAGCUCAGGCCAACAUCAAGGACUCAACACAGCAAUGCACUAGUACAGUGGCAGAACACUUUGGCCAGCUAUGUGCCACCCUGAGAAGAGUAUUGGCAGGUCACAAGAAAACUAGAAAGGGGCACCCAAUGACGGUUUCCCCCUAAGUACAUUGAAAACACUUUCCAGAGUAGUUCUACAUCUCUAGAAAUGCAUUCUAGGCAACGCUAUAAAUUUGUAUCUGUUUGGUCAUCCUAAGGGAACUUUUCGAGGCACAUGUUUUUGAGUUAAGAACAGUAUGGUCCUUAUGGUAGAUUAUUGUAUUUCAGUGCCUUUCUGUAUGGUUGUGAUCUCCAAAGUGGCACUUUGAGAAAGCAUUUACAUGUAAAAGGUAGUUAUUCUCCAUAGCCAUAUCCUUUUUCUAAAUCAUGUUGUUAUUUUUCCUUUUACUGUUGAUCUUUAGGUCAAGCACCAGGCUCCUCCCUUAUCACUUUUCAACUCACUGCUGCAGAGAGAUUUCUAUUUUACUCUCGGCAGCAACAAUCCCACCUUACACCAGAUGCAGAACAAUCCAGUCUGCUUACAAAUUAAGUGGAAAGAUGAUUCCAUGGCUGUGGAAAAAUGGAAAAUGGUAUGUAAAUGUUUACUGUGAUUAUGAAUGGAUUAUAGGCAAUGCCAUUUGCAUUUGUCAGGCAUUUCUCAAGUCAUGGUGUUCCCAUGUUUGCGAACUUGUCAUCAACUGCUGGGAUGUGGAAUUUGUCAUUGUUAAAUUUUGUCUUUUCUACGAUAACAUGGUGUCUUAUAAAAGGUACAUAAGCUUGGAAUUGGCUGAACUAUAACUGGCAAUUUUUCCGUUAGCUAAAAAUUAACUUAUAAUUUAAAUAAUGCUUGUAUCUUGACUUGAUUUUUCAUCAUGUUGUCCUGAUAGGGUAAAACAGGGUUUCCAUUCAUUGAUGCUAUAAUGCGUCAGUUGCGGCUGGAGGGAUGGAUUUCAGACAUUGCUCGUCAUGUUGUUGGUUCUUUUCUUACAAGAGGGUGUAUGUGGCUGAGCUGGGAGGAAGGCUUCAAGGUAACACUGGCAUAGAGCUAAAAACAAGACUUGUGUUCGGUUAAUAACAAGAGGCAGUCUUGUAUUUUAUUAAAGCACUGGGGGCACAAUGUUGCAUCAGGAGUUCUAUAGAAUUUGAACAAAGAGUCGUGGUAUGAUUCUGGUUUUGAUUAGAAGUAAUUUGAUUGUGUACAGCUGGUCAAGUUGAUUAAGAUCUUCUAUAAACCUUAACCAACAGAAAUAAUAAAAUUUUAUUUGAAUACUACGUGCUAGGAAAUGGGAAGCCAGUGAAGUUUCACUACAUGUAGAACUAUGGCCUUAUGAUAAUAAUUAUGAUCAAAUUUAUAAGUACCAGGUACCAAACGAGCUGCUGUAUUUUACGUGUAAAGUAUACUUGACCAUUCUAAUUUCACUUAUUCCAUUGCAAAAAUGUCAUUAGGGAGAUAUGGUCCUCUUUUUUAGUGUAACUCAAUUUAUUGAGUUCAUAUCUCCCGUGAGGAGUGAAAAUGAUGUGAAGUAUAUGAAAAUAAUUCAUUUUUGAACUGCGGUUGUAGAUGAAAGUGAAGAAUGAUCAUUGCAGUAAAUUUUCCAAUUGAAGCAAUUGGAAAGAAGAAGCCUGAAAAAAAUGAAAAAAAAAGGCUUCAGACAUGUAGCUCUUUCAGGCUUCUUCUUUCCAAUUGCUUAAAUUGGUACUGAUCAUUUAAUAUGUAUUAAAGUAUGGUCCUUUAUCCUGGUGUCAAGAAAACUAUAUAUAAUUUUCAGUCAGUUGUCACCACACUCACCACGUUCUGUUAGCAGUCAGGUGUGCAUAUGCACCGGGUAGAUCAGACAUGUGGCUCUUAAUCAAUCAGAUUGCUAAUAUAUUAUCGAUAACAUGAACAGAUCUUUGCCAACAUGUAAUAAUUGUGUUUCUAGGUGUUUGGAGAAAUGCAUCUAGAUGCAGAGUGGAGUCUCGAUGCUGGAAGUUGGCUGUCAUUUUCUGGAAGCAUUUUUGACCAACAAAAUUUGACUAUUCUCUGUCCUGUAGAGAGUGGGAAAAUGAUAGAUCCAACAGGAAAUUAUACAAGGUAAAUGGCUUAUGAAUUACGAUAAGUGAUCUAAUUGACGCCUCCUUUCAAUGAAAUGCCUCGUGUGUAAUAAACUCUCCCCACGACAAUUGCUUAAAAAUACUAAGAAAUAGUCAAACAGAGGAAAAUCAUUCAAUUUAUUCAUUUUCUUCGUUGAUCACGCAUACAAAGGGUUUGCUCAUUGUGUCUUGUUCAGUGUCAAGUUUGGAGUAAGGAUACGAUAACGAUGACAACACAGUGACCAUGAAGGAGGAUUCUGUCAUCGGAGAUGAGACUUGACUGAGAGCGAUAAGGAAUCCUCCAGACAGCAGCCUAGAUGUUUCAAUGAGUCGACUGGUUAUUCUCCUAUUUGUCAACUCUCUUGGUAUUUUCCCUGAAGGAGUAUUAUUAAUUUUGUUUUAGCUUGUUAAAGUUAUGAGAAUAAACGCCUCCUGUCUAUUAAAUGUCCCCUCUUGGACCCCUUAAUUUAAAUAAACGCCUUGGCAUCUAUUAGAUCAUUCACGGUAUGUAAACUUUCAUUGUCAUCUUUAGGGGGAAUGUCAGUUUCUUUUAGACAUAUUAUCAUUUAUCCCACAGAGAAGAAGGUGCAUGUAAAAAUUUUAAUUUUCAGCUCGGUAAAAGACUUUGUAAAUUGAAAAUAGAAAAAACCGGAACGAAUAACCUGUAUCUCAAAGCCUACUAUAGUGACCUCAAACAACUGUCUUUUAGGAAAUAUGUGCCCGAAGUGAGGGGCCUACCAAAUGAGUACGUAUUUGAGCCCUGGAAAGCCCCGCAGUCAGUGCAAAAAGCUGCAGCAUGUUUGGUGGGCAAGGAUUAUCCAUUACCACUGGCAGAUCACAGAGAGCAAAGGAGAGUAUGUUUGCAGAGGCUAAAAAAGCUUGCAAAGACAAUUGGCACCAGCAGAGCAGGUAAAUUAAAAUAGUCAAGUUUUUGCACUCCUAGUAAAAAGGUUGUACUACAAUGCCAAGACGCAAGCCCUUCCUAUCGGUCCCUGCAAGUAUGAUUUUGACUUAACUUUGAAUGGUUCUGGCGUUACUAAACUUCCCUCUAUCAGAAUAUUGGGCGUGGAACUUUAUAGCGUGUUAAAUUUUAUAGAGCAUAUUUCUAGUCGGCUAAAAAAGACGUAUGCGAAGACCGGCGCACAUAAGAGAAUUAGGCAUUUUGUACCUAUGGACGUUAUGCUAGCAUUAUACAAGUCUUUCAUUCUACCUCAUCUAGAACACUGUAGUCCCUUCCUGUUAUGGGUGGGGAAAGUCUAGGCCAAUAAAAUUGAAGACGCCAAUCAUUAUAUAUUAAGGACUCUGACAGGGCACGGGAAAUCAUUUUCCUACCAAGAACUCUUGAAUAUGUGUAAGUUGGACACUUGAGAGUGUAGGGAAAAGCAGCAAUCUCUAAUCCUAUUAUUUAAAUGCAUUAGGAAUAUAUGGCCGAAAUACAUUAAAGACUUUUUUAGCAUAAGAGAGACGUCUUAAACUUUAAGAGGAAGUGGUGUUAAUCUUUGCGUUCCCAAAUUUAAUCUUAAUUUUUAUGAGGAACUUUUUUACAUACAAGUGCGCUCAACUAUGGAACAAACUUCCAAAAGAUGUCAAGCUGGCUGAUAAUGUUAAUAUAUUUUUAAGUCUAAGCUAAGGUCAACUCAGCUGUAAUUUUUUACAUUUUUAAUUAAUUAAUUUUUUGGAAUUUUUAUGAUUUUUUUAUAUUCAUGUGUACAUAGAGUAUAGAUUUUAUGUGUAUAUAUUUUUAUUAUUAUUAUUACUUUUUUAACUCUAGAUUUUUAUUAUAACUGUAGUUUUAAUGUACGUGCGUAUUUUGAACAAGCACUUGUGCUUUUAGGCGUUUACGUGGGUUAGUAAAUUAUUGAUUGAUAUUGAUUGAUUGAUUGGUCUUGUGUUGUAGGGGUAACAUUUCUGGCAGGUAAAUUUUGGUGAGGAAAAUAACACAGAUUUGUGACGUAAGUGUUCUUACCAAAUAGUUUAACGACAACACGUGUCUUGUUUUCUGCAGUAGACGCAAGAGGACACACAAGUGUGCAUUUGUUUCGGAAAGACCUGCGGCUUCAUGACAACCCAACCUUACGUUCAUGUCUAGAGGGAAGCGGCACGUUUUACCCAGUGUAUAUAUUGGAUACUGAGGCAGCUAGGCAGAGCAAGAUUUCCGCCAACCGUUGGAACUUCUUGCUGGAAUGUCUGCAUAAUCUGGACAGUCAGCUAACACGGCUUGGAUCCCGUCUGUUUGUAGUGCGUGGCAGGGAUGUGGAGGUGCUUCCAAGGUUGCUUUCUGAGUGGGGAGUAUCGCGCCUCAGUUUUGAAACUGACAGCGAGCCUUUUGGUGCUCAGCGAGAUGCUGUUGUACGAAAAAUAGCAGAGGAUGCUGGAAUUGAAGUUUUGAGCAAAACAUCACACACACUGUAUGAGCCAGGCCAGACUUUACAUGCCAACGAGGGAGUUGUGCCCAUGCUGUUUGAGGAUUUUGUGAGAGUUGUAGAAGACAGUGAAAUCAAUGUACCCGGGCCAGUGGAAACAGUGGAUAAACAAUUGAUGGGUUCUUGUGAGACACCAAUAGGUAGUGAUCACCAUGUGAAAUUCGGAGUACCUGGAUUGAGUGAACUGGGAGUGAAGGACAGCCGUUUAGUAACAAGUUCAGUUCUGUGGAAAGGAGGAGAGCAGGAGGCACUGAGAAGACUUUCCCUGUUGGAAGGAGAGGUAUGAUAAAUAAUAAAUGUUAUUUUCUUCACGCUGAUAGGCAAAGCUAACUUGUUGUUGGUUGGUAAGGCUUAAGGUAACAAUUUAGUGUGGUUUCUUUUAUCCAGCUGGUGAAGAAUGACUUUGAAGAAGUGCCGUUAAAUGCAGCAUCUAUGGCAUCGUCUGGCACCCAUCUAAGCCCUUUUCUGCGAUUUGGAUGUUUGUCACCCAGAGUGAUGUGGCAACGACUAACAGAAACGUUUGGAAAGGUAGGUUGCAGCCUAGGUUGCUAUUUGCACGUAACUUGUAGUAACAGCUACUACGUAAUAUUUUGUUUAUUUAUUUAUUUAAUCGCUUUCACCAUGAUUGCAAUGCUAAAAUAACACUAGGAAAAAAUAUACAUUUGAACAAGUCACAAGAACGAGAGGCGAAGGUGCGGGACACACAACGGAGCGAGGCUCCAAAUUAAGUGUGCCCUUUAGUAAAAUACACAAAUACUAACUAUGUCAGUGUGCAAAGAAAGUCAUGUCCAAUAGCCUGUGGCUAGUGGAUUUUGGUAUUGGGCUAGUGAUUUUUGUUCUUAACUUGCCCGACGGGCAAGGGCUGUUUUUUGGGGAAAAUCAAAUUACAGAAGGAUUGUAAUCAGCCCUGCUAAUCAUAAAGGGUUUGGGGGCUAGUUGAAAUGACUUGUGGGCUAGUACAUGCUAGCUACAGCUUGCCCGAAUGGCAGGCUAUAAAACUGAAUUUCUUUGCACCCUGAACUAUGUAAACAUUAAAACAUUGUAAGAAAUAUAAAAAUCGUAUUUCCAAAAACGAUAAGAACGAAUCCCUCCCGCAGCCGAUAAAAAGUCUCAGUAGCAGCAGUUACCUGCUAAUAGAAGAUUACGUGACCUACUGCAUUUGCAGCAGAUCGUCUUCCGGGUGUUAAAGUUAGUGACGUCAUUGGUUGUACGAAAAGCAGCAGAAUAGGCGCUUUGCGGGUUUCCAUUCACGUGGUACAAAACCGGCAUACUGGGACGCAAACGUCAUGCUAGGACAAGACAAACAAUGGAAAUUACCAUUUAAAAAUUAAUUAUGCAUGCCUUUUGUUGGUCUUGCCCCAAUGCGACUUUUCCUUCCCAAUAUUCCAGUUUUGUACCACGUGGAUGGAAACCUGCAAAGGGCUAAUGAUAGCGUUGGAGUACAUGAGAUUUAAACUGAUUAAGAGAAGUAAGCGUACAAGUGGAUUCAGUUAACAUAUUCCAUAGUUAAGCAAUACGGAUAAAGUAACUAAAUUGAAAGAGCUUAAUGUGGCACUUGGGAAUUAGUACGUCUUGAUCAAAGCUGCGGCGAGUGAGACGAGUGCCUUUAGGCUUGACGAAAUCAUCCAUGGGUAAGGUGAAGUGGUCAGCGCGACAGUUGCAGUAAAAAAUUAAGUCUUUCACUUCAUGCCAGCUGGACAAUAAUCAGAGAAUUUGUUCCUAGGAAUGAUCCUUGUCACUUGCCUGCAUUGUUGUGAACUUGAGAUUGUGUGUGGAAUGUUGUGGCGAUACCUAAAGAGUUCCUAUCAAGCACAAACACUUUUCUUGUUUUUUUUUUUUCUUUUUUUAACAGGUAAAGGGAAAAAUGCCUCCAACGUCAUUUUGUCGAUCCCUGCUUCUCCGAGAGUUCUUCUUUUUGAUGGCUGCUAGUAAUCCUGGCUUGCAUAAGAUGGAGAACAACCCUCUCAGUGUUCAGUUUCCGUGGGAAGAAAAUGCUGAAGGGCUUGAGAGAUGGAAGCAGGUAGGAUUCAUUUGGUUUACAUUCCCACCGCUGUAUUUUUAGGUGAAGAAGAUUAUGCAAGUGAAGGAUAAUUAUCAAUGAUAUGUGUUGUUGUUAUAUUGUUCAUCAGGGUUGUACUGGAUUUCCUUGGAUUGAUGCAGUAAUGCGGCAGCUUCGUAUAGAAGGAUGGAUUCCUCAUGUGGCCCGUCUAGCCGUUGGAUGUUUUUUGACAAGGGGAUGUCUGUGGAUCAACUGGGAGGAGGGAUAUAAGGUAUGGAAAGAUGAGGAACAAGUCAAGCUUUUAGAGUGUUAAAAGGUCUUGGUGUGGUUGAGGGAGUUGAAGGACUACUGAACCAGUUCUGGCUGUCGUGUAUCUUUGACGCCUUUGGGAGUAGUUAUGGCUUGGUGUUGGCCACCUACGUCCGGGAAACAUUUUAUUUAAGGGACUCUAAAAAGUGCAACUACGUGCGUUUUAGCGAGUAGUAACAGUUUUGAUACUGGCACCUUUUUUAACUUGCCUUUAGGUUAAUAUUUUUUUUGUCAUGUGAUUAUUUUAGAAAACAAAUAUCAUCGAUUUAUUGACCUCUUAAAACUCUAUUUUGUUUGAGUAGAGUAAUCUAUGAGAACCGCUAAAAUUGGGCACAAUCUCAGGUUAGAGUAGAGUGACUCUACGACGAUUUUUGUCUCUUCUGGGGCUUCGGGAGAACCUUGACUAACGUUUUGAAUGUCAUCUGCAGGUGUUUGACGAACUUCAACUGGAUGCAGAAUGGAGUCUUAACGUAGGCAAUUGGCUGUGGCUUUCAGGAAGUACAUUUGUUAAGGAGCAUAUUCCAUGGUUCUGCCCAGUGGAAGUUGGAAAGAAGAUUGAUCCUUCUGGAGAAUACGUCAGGUAAAGUAGAGCAACAUGUUUCCAGUGGUUUUGUUUCUUUUUCGAGAGAAGAAAGAGAGAUUAAUUUUAUGAAAACCUUGAUUGUCUUUUCAGGAAAUACGUGCCUGAAGUGAGUGGUCUUCCCACUGAGUACGUUUUUGAACCUUGGAAAGCCCCAAAGUCGGUGCAAAAAGCGGCGGCAUGUUUGGUGGGCAAGGAUUAUCCGUUACCAAUAGUGGACCAUCGAGAACAGAGGAGAGUAUGCGUGCAGAGGUUGAAAGAGCUGGCUGAGAUGGUUGGCACUAGCAGAUCAGGUAAAAAGACAGAUAGUUUGUUCUCGUAGUGGGACAGUUGUCAGGUGGUGGUGUGUUGUAGGGGUAACAUUUGCUGGAGAUUCAUUCUGAGGUAGAUACAGUGUAAUAGAGAAGUUGGUUCUCGUAAGAAUUGAUGUGUGCUUCCCACCUCAACAAAAAUACUAACUCAUCGCACUUGUCUUGUUUUCUACAGUGGAGGUAAGAGGACACACAAGUGUGCAUUUGUUCCGAAAAGACCUCCGGCUCCAUGACAAUCCAAGUUUACGUUCAUGUCUGGAGGGAAGCGGCACGUUUUACCCAGUGUAUAUAUUGGAUACUGAGGCAGCUAGGCAGAGCAAGAUUUCCGCCAACCGUUGGAACUUCUUGCUGGAAUGCUUGCAUGAUCUGGAUAGUCAGCUGAGACGGCUUGGAUCUCGUCUGUUUGUAGUGCGCGGCAGGGAUGUGGAGGUGCUUCCAAAGUUGCUUUCCGAAUGGGGAGUAUCGCGCCUCAGUUUUGAAACUGACAGUGAGCCUUUUGGUGCUCAGCGAGAUGCUGUUGUACGAAAAAUAGCAGAGGAUGCUGGAAUUGAAGUUUUGAGCAAAACAUCACACACACUGUAUGAGCCAGGCCAGAUUUUACAUGCCAACCAGGGAGUUGUGCCCAUGCUGUUUGAGGAUUUUGUGAGAGUUGUGGAAGACAGUGAAAUCAAUGUACCUGGACCAGCUGAACCAGUGGAUAAACAAUUGAUGGGUUCUUGUGUGACUCCGAUAGGUAUUGAUCACCAUGUGAAAUUUGGAGUACCUGGAUUGAGCGAACUGGGAGUGAAGGACAGCCGUUUUGUAACAAGUUCAGGUCUGUGGAAAGGAGGAGAGCAGGAGGCACUGAGAAGACUUGCCCUGUUGGAAGGGGAGGUAUAGAUAUUGUUUUCUUUAGAGUAAAGGGCAAAGCUAACUUGUUGUUGGUUGAUAAGGCGUAAGCUGACAAUUUGGUGGUUUUUUUUUAUCCAGCUGGUGAAGAAUGACUUUGAAGAAGUGCCGUUAAAUGCAGCAUCUAUGGCAUCGUCUGCGACCCAUCUAAGCCCUUUUCUGCGAUUUGGAUGUUUGUCACCCAGAGUGAUGUGUCAACGACUUACAGAAAAGUAUGGAAAGGUAGGUUGCUGCCUAGGUUGCUAUUUGCAGAUAAUCGGUCCCAACAAGUACAGUAAAAUCCCGCGACUAAGAACCUGGAUUUUAAGAACCUGUUAAGCUAAAAUUUGCGAGUGAGCCCCCCUCUACAAAAGGAUCUGUUUAGCCUAAAAUUUGAAACAGGUUCUUCUUUUGCAAAAUCUGUAAAAAAAAAUUCGGUACAUUUAGGCAGCUAAGGUAAGCUAAAAUUCAGGACCCUCUUUGGAGACCUUAGUGCUUUAUUACUCCCUCUGCAAUUGCAAUGGUAUGCUGGGUUUACCUAAGGAACGCGCUAAAUACCUCUAAAUACUCUCAGCUACAAUGUAUUUUUUCUUCACAAAAUAAGAACCUAUUUAAGAACCUAAAUAGCCAAAAUUUGUGCUAAUUCCCAUUUAUUUAAGAACCUGGUAAGGCUAACUUGGGAGAAUACAGGUUCUUUGUCGCGGGUGUUGACUGUAUUACAUAAUAUCUGGUAAGUGGUCAGAGAAUUCAUUGCUAGUAACGAUUCUUGUGACUCAUGCCUAAAAUAAACGGUUCUAGACGUUUACCUUGCGUUCAUGGUGGUGAACUUUAGAUUGUGAAUGGAAUGUUGCGACGAGACCUGAAGAGAUGCUGUGAAACACUCACCCUCUGUUUGUUUGUUGUAUUUUUGACAGGUAAAGGGAAAAAUGCCUCCAACGUCAUUUUAUCGAUCCCUGCUUCUCCGAGAGUUCUUCUUUUUGAUGGCUGCUAGCAAUCCUGGCUUGCAUAAGAUGGAGAACAACCCUCUCAGUGUUCAGUUUCCUUGGGAAGAAAAUGCUGAAGGGCUUGAGAGAUGGAAGCAGGUAGGAUUCAUUUGGUUUACAUUCCCACCGCUGUAUUUUUAGGUGAAGAAGAUUAUGCAAGUGAAGGAUAAUUAUCAAUGAUAUGUGUUGUUGUUAUAUUGUUCAUCAGGGUUGUACUGGAUUUCCUUGGAUUGAUGCAGUAAUGCGGCAGCUUCGUAUAGAAGGAUGGAUUCCUCAUGUGGCCCGUCUAGCCGUUGGAUGUUUUUUGACAAGGGGAUGUCUGUGGAUCAACUGGGAGGAGGGAUAUAAGGUAUGGAAAGAUGAGGAACAAGUCAAGCUUUUAGAGUGUUAAAAGGUCUUGGUGUGGUUGAGGGAGUUGAAGGACUACUGAACCAGUUCUGGCUGUCGUGUAUCUUUGACGCCUUUGGGAGUAGUUAUGGCUUGGUGUUGGCCACCUACGUCCGGGAAACAUUUUAUUUAAGGGACUCUAAAAAGUGCAACUACGUGCGUUUUAGCGAGUAGUAACAGUUUUGAUACUGGCACCUUUUUUAACUUGCCUUUAGGUUAAUAUUUUUUUUGUCAUGUGAUUAUUUUAGAAAACAAAUAUCAUCGAUUUAUUGACCUCUUAAAACUCUAUUUUGUUUGAGUAGAGUAAUCUAUGAGAACCGCUAAAAUUGGGCACAAUCUCAGGUUAGAGUAGAGUGACUCUACGACGAUUUUUGUCUCUUCUGGGGCUUCGGGAGAACCUUGACUAACGUUUUGAAUGUCAUCUGCAGGUGUUUGACGAACUUCAACUGGAUGCAGAAUGGAGUCUUAACGUAGGCAAUUGGCUGUGGCUUUCAGGAAGUACAUUAUUUGUUAAGGAGCAUAUUCCAUGGUUCUGCCCAGUGGAAGUUGGAAAGAAGAUUGAUCCUUCUGGAGAAUACGUCAGGUAAAGUAGAGCAACAUGUUUCCAGUGGUUUUGUUUCUUUUUCGAGAGAAGAAAGAGAGGUUAAUUUUAUGAAAACCUUGAUUGUCUUUUCAGGAAAUACGUGCCUGAAGUGAGUGGUCUUCCCACUGAGUACGUUUUUGAACCUUGGAAAGCCCCAAAGUCGGUGCAAAAAGCGGCGGCAUGUUUGGUGGGCAAGGAUUAUCCGUUACCAAUAGUGGACCAUCGAGAACAGAGGAGAGUAUGCGUGCAGAGGUUGAAAGAGCUGGCUGAGAUGGUUGGCACUAACAGAUCAGGUAAAAAGACAGAUAGUUUGUUCUCGUAGUGGGACAGUUGUCAGGUGGUGGUGUGUUGUAGGGGUAACAUUUGCUGGAGAUUCAUUCUGAGGUAGAUACAGUGUAAUAGAGAAGUUGGUUCUCGUAAGAAUUGAUGUGUGCUUCCCACCUCAACAAAAAUACUAACUCAUCGCACUUGUCUUGUUUUCUACAGUGGAGGUAAGAGGACACACAAGUGUGCAUUUGUUCCGAAAAGACCUCCGGCUCCAUGACAAUCCAAGUUUACGUUCAUGUCUGGAGGGAAGCGGCACGUUUUACCCAGUGUAUAUAUUGGAUACUGAGGCAGCUAGGCAGAGCAAGAUUUCCGCCAACCGUUGGAACUUCUUGCUGGAAUGCUUGCAUGAUCUGGAUAGUCAGCUGAGACGGCUUGGAUCUCGUCUGUUUGUAGUGCGCGGCAGGGAUGUGGAGGUGCUUCCAAAGUUGCUUUCCGAAUGGGGAGUAUCGCGCCUCAGUUUUGAAACUGACAGUGAGCCUUUUGGUGCUCAGCGAGAUGCUGUUGUACGGAAAAUAGCAGAGGAUGCUGGAAUUGAAGUUUUGAGCAAAACAUCACACACACUGUAUGAGCCAGGCCAGAUUUUACAUGCCAACCAGGGAGUUGUGCCCAUGCUGUUUGAGGAUUUUGUGAGAGUUGUGGAAGACAGUGAAAUCAAAGUACCUGGACCAGCUGAACCAGUGGAUAAACAAUUGAUGGGUUCUUGUGUGACUCCGGUAGGUAUUGAUCACCAUGUGAAAUUUGGAGUACCUGGAUUGAGCGAACUGAGAGUGAAGGACAGCCGUUUUGUAACAAGUUCAGGCCUGUGGAAAGGAGGAGAGCAGGAGGCACUGAGAAGACUUGCCCUGUUGGAAGGGGAGGUAUAGAUAUUGUUUUCUUUAGAGUAAAGGGCAAAGCUAACUUGUUGUUGGUUGAUAAGGCGUAAGCUGACAAUUUGGUGGUUUUUUUUAUCCAGCUGGUGAAGAAUGACUUUGAAGAAGUGCCGUUAAAUGCAGCAUCUAUGGCAUCGUCUGCGACCCAUCUAAGCCCUUUUCUGCGAUUUGGAUGUUUGUCACCCAGAGUGAUGUGUCAACGACUUACAGAAAAGUAUGGAAAGGUAGGUUGCUGCCUAGGUUGCUAUUUGCAGAUAAUCGGUCCCAACAAGUACAGUAAAAUCCCGCGACUAAGAACCUGGAUUUUAAGAACCUGUUAAGCUAAAAUUUGCGAGUGAGCCCCCCUCUACAAAAGGACCUGUUUAGCCUAAAAUUUGAAACAGGUUCUUCUUUUGCAAAAUCUGUAAAAAAAAAUUCGGUACAUUUAGGCAACUAAGGUAAGCUAAAAUUCAGGACCCUCUUUGGAGACCUUAGUGCUUUAUUACUCCCUCUGCAAUUGCAAUGGUAUGCUGGGUUUACCUAAGGAACGCGCUAAAUACCUCUAAAUACUCUCAGCUACAAUGUAUUUUUUCUUCACAAAAUAAGAACCUAUUUAAGAACCUAAAUAGCCAAAAUUUGUGCUAAUUCCCAUUUAUUUAAGAACCUGGUAAGGCUAACUUGGGAGAAUACAGGUUCUUUGUCGCGGGUGUUGACUGUAUUACAUAAUAUCUGGUAAGUGGUCAGAGAAUUCAUUGCUAGUAACGAUUCUUGUGACUCAGAUGCCUAAAAUAAACGGUUCUAGACGUUUACCUUGCGUUCAUGGUGGUGAACUUUAGAUUGUGAAUGGAAUGUUGCGACGAGACCUGAAGAGAUGCUGUGAAACACUCACCCUCUGUUUGUUUGUUGUAUUUUUGACAGGUAAAGGGAAAAAUGCCUCCAACGUCAUUUUAUCGAUCCCUGCUUCUCCGAGAGUUCUUCUUUUUGAUGGCUGCUAGCAAUCCUGGCUUGCAUAAGAUGGAGAACAACCCUCUCAGUGUUCAGUUUCCUUGGGAAGAAAAUGCUGAAGGGCUUGAGAGAUGGAAGCAGGUAGGAUUCAUUUGGUUUACAUUCCCACCGCUGUAUUUUUAGGUGAAGAAGAUUAUGCAAGUGAAGGAUAAUUAUCAAUGAUAUGUGUUGUUGUUAUAUUGUUCAUCAGGGUUGUACUGGAUUUCCUUGGAUUGAUGCAGUAAUGCGGCAGCUUCGUAUAGAAGGAUGGAUUCCUCAUGUGGCCCGUCUAGCCGUUGGAUGUUUUUUGACAAGGGGAUGUCUGUGGAUCAACUGGGAGGAGGGAUAUAAGGUAUGGAAAGAUGAGGAACAAGUCAAGCUUUUAGAGUGUUAAAAGGUCUUGGUGUGGUUGAGGGAGCUUGAAGAACUACUGAACCAGUUCUUUCUUUCACGUAGCUUAGACGCCUUUAAGAGUAGUUAUGACUUGGUAUUGCCCACCAACGUCCGGGAAAAAAUUAUAUUUAUGGGACUCUAAAAAGUGCAAUUAAGUGCGUUUUAGCGAGUAGUAACAGUUUUGAUAGUGGCACCUUCGUUUACUUGCAUUUGGUUAAUAUUUUUAUCAUAUGAUUAUUUGUAUUGACUAAAAUUGAUGAGAAAACAAAUAUCAUCGAUUUGUUACCCUCUUAGAACAUUAUUUUGUUUGACUAGCUGGCGCGUCCUGAGUCAGUGACCAUACGGCGAUUUUUGCCACUUCUGGGGCUUCGGGAGAACCCUGACUAACGUUUUGAAUGUCAUCUGCAGGUGUUUGACGAACUUCAACUGGAUGCAGAAUGGAGUCUUAACGUAGGCAAUUGGCUGUGGCUUUCAGGAAGUACAUUUGUUAAGGAGCAUAUUCCAUGGUUCUGUCCAGUGGAAGUUGGAAAGAAGAUUGAUCCUUCUGGAGAAUACGUCAGGUAAAGUCGAGCAACAUGUUUCCAAUGGUGUUGUUUCAUUUGCGAAAGAAGAAGGAGAGGUUGAUUUUAUGAUAACCUUGAUUACCUUUUCAGAAAAUACGUGCCUGAAGUGAGUGGUCUUCCCACUGAGUACGUUUUUGAGCCUUGGAAAGCCCCAAAGUCGGUGCAAAAAGCGGCGGCAUGUUUGGUGGGCAAGGAUUAUCCAUUACCAAUAGUGGACCAUCGAGAACAGAGGAGAGUAUGCGUACAGAGGUUGAAAGAGCUGGCUGAGAUGGUUGGCACUAGCAGAUCAGGUAAAAAGACAGAUAGUUUGUUCUCGUAGUGGAAGCCUUGUGAGGUGGUGUUGUGUUGUAGGGGUAACAUUUGCUGAAGAUCAAUUCUGUGAGGUAGAUACAUUUUAAUUCAGAACUUGGAUCUCCUAAGAGUUGAUGCCUGAUUCCCACCUCAUCAAAAAUACUAACUCAUCGCACUUGUCUUGUUUUCUACAGUGGACGUAAGAGGACACACAAGUGUGCAUUUGUUUCGAAAAGACCUCCGGCUCCAUGACAAUCCAACCUUACGUUCAUGUCUGGAAGGAAGCGGCACGUUUUACCCAGUGUAUAUAUUGGAUACUGAGGCAGCUAGGCAGAGCAAGAUUUCCGCCAACCGUUGGAACUUCUUGCUGGAAUGCCUGCAUGAUCUGGAUAGUCAGCUGACACGGCUUGGAUCUCGUCUUUUUGUAGUGCGCGGCAAGGAUGUGGAGUUGCUUCCAAAGUUGCUUUUCGAGUGGGGAGUAUCGCGCCUUAGUUUUGAAACUGACAGCGAGCCUUUUGGUGCUCAGCGAGAUGCUGUUGUACGGAAAAUAGCAGAGGAUGCUGGAAUUGAAGUUUUGAGCAAAACAUCACACACCCUGUAUGAGCCAGGCCAGAUUUUACAUGCCAACCAGGGAGUUGUGCCCAUGCUGUUUGAGGAUUUUGUGAGAGUUGUGGAAGACAGUGAAAUCAAUGUACCUGGACCAGCUGAACCAGUGGAUAAACAAUUGAUGGGUUCUUGUGUGACACCAGUAGGUAUUGAUCACCAUGUGAAAUUCGGAGUACCUGGAUUGGGCGAACUGGGAGUGAAGGACAGCCGUUUAGUAACAAGUUCAGGUCUGUGGACAGGAGGAGAGCAGGAGGCACUCAGAAGAGUUUCCCUGUUGGAAGGAGAGGUAUAAUAAACAAUAAAUAUUAUUUUCUUCACACUGAUAGGCAAAGCUAACAUCUUGUUCGUUGGUAAUGCGUAAGGUAACAAUUUGGUGGUUUUUUUUUAUCCAGCUGGUGAAGAGUGACUUUGAAGAAGUGCCGUUAAAUGCAGCAUCUAUGGCAUCGUCUGGCACCCAUCUAAGCCCUUUUCUGCGAUUUGGAUGUUUGUCACCCAGAGUGAUGUGGCAACGACUGACAGAAACGUAUGGAAAGGUAGGUUGCAGCCUAGGUUGCUAUUUGUGCAUAACCGAUCGCAAUAGGUACAGUAAAAUCCCGCGACUAAGAAUUAAGCUAAAAUUUGCGGGUGAGCCUCUACAAAAGGACCUGUUUAGCCUGAAAUUUGAAACAGGUUCUUGUUUUGUAAAAUCUAUCAAAAAAAUUAUGUAGACUUGAGCAAAUAAGAUAAGCCAUAAUUUAGGAUCCUCUUUGGAGACACUAGUGCCGUAUUACUCGAACUGCAAUUGAAAUGAUAUGCAGGUUUCACCCGAGGAAUGCGCUGAAUACCACUAAAUACUAUUUGGUACGAUGUAUUUUUUCUUCAAAUAAUAAGAACCUAUUUAAGAACCUAUAUAGCUAAAAUUUGUGCUAAUUCCCAUUUAUUUAAGAACCUGGUAAGGCUAACUUAGGAGAAAACAGGUUCUUUGUCGCGGGUGUUGACUGUAUUACAUAAUAUCUGGUAGGUGGUCAGAGAAUUAAUUGCUAGUAACGAUUCUUGUGACUCAGAUGCCUAAAAUAUAAGGUUCUAGACGUUUGCCUUGCCUUCAUUGUUGUGAACUUUAGAUUGUGUAUGGAAUGUUGCGACUUGACCUGAAGAGAUGCUGUCAAACACUAACCGUUUCUUUGUUUGUUCGUUUGUUUGUUUGUUUUUUUUUAACAGAUAAAGGGGAAAAUGCCUCCUACGUCAUUUUAUCAACCCCUGCUUCUCCGAGAGUUCUUCUUUUUGAUGGCUGCUAACAAUCCUAACUUGCAUAAGAUGGAGAACAACCCUCUCAGUGUUCAGUUUCCGUGGGAAGAAAAUGCUGAAGGGCUUGAGAGAUGGAAGCAGGUAGGAUUCAUUUGUUUUACAUUCCCAUCGCUGGAUUUUAAGGUGAGGAAAAUUCUGCAAGUGAAGCGUAGUUAUUUAUAAUAUGUGUUGUUGUUAUGUUGCUCAUCAGGGUUGUACUGGAUUUCCUUGGAUUGAUGCAGUAAUGCGGCAGCUUCGUAUAGAAGGAUGGAUUCCUCAUGUGGCACGUCUAGCCGUUGGAUGUUUUUUGACAAGGGGAUGUCUGUGGAUCAACUGGGAGGAGGGAUAUAAGGUAUGGAAAAAUGAGGAACAAGUCAAGGUUUUAGAGUCAAGACAGAAUCCGUCAGGAAAUUGAGUAAUUUUAAUUUUCAGUGGGCAAAAACCCUUUACCAGGAUAAUUGAAGGAAUUAUCGCAUUCUUUUUUUACAUUUUUCAAGGGCUAAAGAUGUAAUUAGUCAUCUGUAGUAACACCAAAGAAAAUUCUUAUCAGGGCCGGCCAGGGUUUUUGGGUAUACAGUAUAUUGGGGAAUUUAAUUUUAGGAAUACUUUAUUUUUAUGCUUAAAAUUGGGUAUAAAGUAUUCACUCACGACUAAUUUUGGGUAUAAAGUAUAUCGUGGUUUUCUUAAUUUUGGUAUUUUACACGAUUUUUUGUAUAAUUUUUGGUAUAUUGGAAGGUUUAUUUCGGGUAUUUUGGUAUUCCACUACCCACCUUGGCCGACCCUGUCUUAUGGAAGUCCGAGAAAAUAAUGUCAAAUUUCACAAGAACUGUGAAAACACAGUUAAAAUUCUGAAAAUUUUAUCGGUGUAAGGUGUCAUUUUGUGAAAAUUUGACAUUUAUUUUCUCGGGCUCCCAUACGAAAUUUUCUUUGGUGUUAUUACAGAUGACUAAUUACAUCUUUAGCCCUUGAAAAAUGUAAAAAAGAAUGCGAUAUGCUUUAAGAAACGGUCCAGAUAAGAACGAUAGCAACAACGGCAACGAACAUGUUGGAAUGUAAAAAAGGUGCUAACUUUUCUAUUGUCUGUACUUACUUCUGAUUGGCUUAAACAGCAAAAGUUAACAAAACUUCAUAAAGCGGUACAUAUAUUCAUCCUUACUUUGCAACCAUCUUCCAUAUAACAAAAUCUGGUGUAAAAUUGUAAACUUUUCUAGGCUAUUGCUUUCAACUCUUGUGAUUGGUCAAAAUCUUUUAACACAAAAAAACACUCUUUCAAAGUGGAUUGGAAAUGCAUUUUAUUGCGUAAACGGCCUUCAUGUAGGUUUAUGCAUUCUCUGUGUAAAAAUGAGAACAUUCCUAUGUGGGGAAAGCACCGUUGCCGCAUAACAAAAGAAAUUGCUAUCUACCUUACCCGGAUCAUUACUUAAAAUAAUAUGGUACAAGGUUUUUGUCCACUGAAAAUUAAAAUUACUCAAUUUCCUGACGGAUUCUGGCUUAAGGUCUUGGUGUGUUUGAGGGAGCUUGAAGGACUACUGAACCAGUUCUGCCUUUCACGUAGCUUAGACGCCUUUGGGAGUAGUGAUGGCUUGGUAUUGCCCACCUAUGUCCGGGAAAAAUUAUAUUUAAGGGACUCUAAAAAGUGUAAUUAAGUGUGUUUUAGCGAGUAGUAACAGUUUUGAUAGUGGCACCUUCAUUUACUUGCAUUUGGUUUAUUUUUUUUUAUCAUAUUAUUAUUUGUAUUGACCAAAAGUGAUGAGAAAACAAAUAUCGAUUUAUUGCCCUUUUUGAACAUUAUUUUUUUUGAGUGGCUGGCGCGUCUUGAGUGACUAUACGGCGAGUUUUGUCUCUUCUGGGGCUUCGGGAUAACCUUGACUAACGUUUUGAAUGUCAUCUGCAGGUGUUUGACGAACUUCAACUGGAUGCAGAAUGGAGUCUUAACGUAGGCAAUUGGCUGUGGCUUUCAGGAAGUACAUUUGUUAAGGAGCAUAUUCCAUGGUUCUGUCCAGUGGAAGUUGGAAAGAAGAUUGAUCCUUCUGGAGAAUACGUCAGGUAAAGUCGAGCAACAUGUUUCCAAUAUUUUUGUUUCUUUUGGCAGAGAAGGAAGAGAGGUUGAUUUUAUGAAAACCUUGAUUGCCUUUUCAGGAAAUACGUGCCUGAAGUAAGUGGUCUUCCCACUGAGUACGUUUUUGAGCCUUGGAAAGCCCCAAAGUCGGUGCAAAAAGCGGCGGCAUGUUUGGUGGGCAAGGAUUAUCCAUUACCAAUAGUGGACCAUCGAGAACAGAGGAGAGUAUGCGUACAGAGGUUGAAAGAGCUGGCUGAGAUGGUUGGCACUAGCAGAUCAGGUAAAAAGACAGAUAGUUUGUUCUCGUAGUGGAAGCCUUGUGAGGUGGUGUUGUGUUGUAGGGGUAACAUUUGCUGAAGAUUAACUCUGUGAGGUAGAUACAUUUUAAUUCAGAACUUGGAUCUCCUAAGAAUUGAUGCCUGAUUCCCACCUCAUCAAAAAUACUAACUCAUCGCACUUGUCUUGUUUUCUACAGUGGAGGUAAGAGGACACACAAGUGUGCAUUUGUUUCGAAAAGACCUCCGGCUCCAUGACAACCCAACCUUACGUUCAUGUCUGGAGGGAAGCGGCACGUUUUACCCAGUGUAUAUAUUGGAUACUGAGGCAGCUAGGCAGAGCAAGAUUUCCGCCAACCGUUGGAACUUCUUGCUGGAAUGCCUGCAUGAUCUGGAUAGUCAGCUGAGACGGCUUGGAUCUCGUCUGUUUGUAGUGCGCGGCAGGGAUGUGGAGGUGCUUCCAAAGUUGCUUUCCCAGUGGGGAGUAUCGCGCCUUAGUUUUGAAACUGACAGCGAGCCUUUUGGUGCUCAGAGAGAUGCCGUUGUACAGAAAAUAGCAGAGGAUGCUGGAAUUGAAGUUUUGAGCAAAACAUCACACACCCUGUAUGAGCCAGGCCAGAUUCUACAUGCCAACCAGGGAGUUGUUCCCAUGCUGUAUGAGGAUUUUGUGAGAGUUGUGGAGGACAGUGAAUUGACCGUUCCUAUUCCAGUCGGUGAUGUUGGGAAACAAGCGAUGGGUGGUUUUGUUACACCGGUAGCUAUUGAUCACCAGGCAGAAUUUGGAGUCCCUGAAUUGAAUGAACUGGGAAUGAAAGACAGCCGACUGAUAACUUGUACAGGCGUGUGGAAAGGAGGAGAACAAGAAGCUUUGAAAAGAGUUUUCAUUUUAGAAGGAGCGGUAAGGAAUGUUUGUGUUUUUGCCAAGUAAUAAAAGCGUGUAGACCGCGUUCAGUGAUUUUUUUGACUCUUAUUUUGAUAAGAGAAUGUAUGGAGUGACGUCCUAGUUCUUUUUUUGAACAGAAUUCGUUAUAAGACAAGUUGCCUUGUCCGUGUUUUUGUUGUUUUUUACUCUCUUUUGACCUGUGGCGCCCCUACGAACGGUCGUUUUGUCGAGUUUUCGAUGUCGAUGUUUAUUUCAAAAAAGAUUUUAAAGCUCCGUACCUUCCAGGAAAAUGGCGUUCGAACUCGUCAAAUUUGCCGUGAUAGAAUUUGUCUGAUUUGUCUUUCGGUGCAAUGCUUUUUGAGGUUCAGGUUUGAUUAUUAACAACAGCAACAAGAAAUGAAUUCAUCAAGGUCGUAUUUCUUUCUCUGUUGGUGAAAGCAACAUAGGGGUCCUUGAAAUAUUUUGCUUUUACGUAGACUCUGAAGCGACUGCUGAUUUUUUCCUGGUCCAAGGUAUAUAGUUCUGGAGAAACGAGAAAUUGCGGAGUCUUCUUAAAGGUAGCGCUUUGCGAGCGGUUAUGAAAAAACCCGAAACUCAAGAAGCGCCGAAGGACUACUCAUAAUGGCAACUUGGCGAUUUCGGAUGAUCAGCUCAAUAGUCGUCAGCUAUUUCGUUUUGGAAUUACAACUCGAAAACUUAGACUCGCCCAAACAGCCUUAGAAGGGCGCCGGAAAAAAAAUACGGCCUGUUAAAAAUACAACACAAACACAAGGUAAAUUAAGUUAGGACAUAUUUUAUUUAUUCCCAUACAUUCUCUUAUGAAAUUCAAAGGUUGCGUGUGGGCUUUUUAUUUAUCCAUUUAUUUACUCAUGUAUUUAUCGACCCUCUCUGCUUAUAUUUAGCUGAAAAAGAACGAUUUCGAGAAAAUACCGUUAAAUUCAGGAUCCAUUCUAUCGUCUGGCACCCACUUAAGCCCUUACCUGCGAUUUGGAUGUUUGUCGCCCAGAGUGUUGUGGCACUUUUUUACAGAAGCCUACGAAAAGGUAAGUGACGAUCUUGAUCGCUACUUACACCUUGUCCGGUGCAAAAAUGUUGGAAAAUAGUUGGAAAGUAAAGAAAGAGUCGUUUGCUCGGAAGCGCUCAGUAUGUUUUUAUGGGUAGUGCGUGCUCACGGUAAUUGCAAACAGGUUGCUUGUGUAUCAGAAAUCGAACGAGUGAAUAUAUUUGUUACAUUCAUGCUGAGACGUUCAUCGUUGUUCUAUGCUUAACCGUUUUUUUCAAAAACUCUAAAAUGACUUUGCCUUUGCAAGACGUAAACUUUUAAAAAUUAUAACUAUUUUAAGGAUGUAAGAUAAUCUUGGAAUUAAAAGCAAUCUUAACUGUUCCGCCAGUUGUUCUGAAUAUUGUUGAAAAGCGGUGCAAAAGCAGUUUUAAUUUAAUUGAAAUGGCCGUUUUGAACAAGAUAAGACAAAGUAACUCCUAUUAAAGAACGCAUAAACUUACGUCUCAUUCGUUGUUGUUGCUGUGAUUGUUGUUGUUGUUGUUUUAUGCCCUUCUACUGUUGUUCUGCAGGCCCUCUACAAUUUUUGCCUGACACAGUGCCAUACACGAAGCUAAUAUUCAUCUAUUUCAAUUUUCGAACUGUUCAUUUUUUACGCGAAAAACUUAUUUCAUUUCUCGUCGUUUUUAUUGGUCAAUCCAAAUUUACAUUUUUAUUUUCUCACUGCCCACAAAUAGCAAAGGCUAGUUUAGGUGGGCAGUGUCUAUAAAACACAAAAUACGCACUCCUAAUGGUAUUCAAUUCGCAAGUAAACGAAACUAAUUUAGAAGAAAACUUUCUGUGAAAACAAUACUGAGGGUAACUAGAAUACAGAAUGUAAAUCAGAAACUUACCGGAUCAAUUUAGGUUUCUGGGGAAGUGACCACCCACCCCUCCCCUAAGCCAACAUUGAGCCCUAAGUGAGAAGAAAGUGAUGAUAAUGGCUUAGGGGAGGGGUAGGUGGUCAGUUUCCCAGAAACCGAAGUUGAUCCAACUUACCAGUACAAUUAUUAAGACAACUGCAAAGAUAAUAAGUAGGUGAGUUAUGGACGACUCUCAACAAUUUCCUGCUUGAAUGACCGCGCGUCACUCCGCGAAGCGAGGGCGCUGCAAGCACCUAUAAAAGGCGCGAAAUUCAAGCACCGCUGAGGUUUUUCAGUUUCGACCAAAUAUCGCUUGAGAUUCUGGUUGGACGAGCUAUUUUUGUUAAAUGUGAAAAACAUUGUCCGCUUAUCUGAUUGGCGAGAACUCUUUUGCGAAUGAAAUGUUACGACACAGCUUUUCAGUGAGUAUAUUUGAGUAUGUGCAUACUAGUAUUUUUUCCUUCAACCUGUGUUAUUAAUAUUGUAGAAAUUAUAUUUGGAGGAUUGCUAUGUGUCCUUAACUAAAAGUUUCAUAUCAUGAACCAUGUAUUUAUACCAUACUCUUUUAAUGCACUGCUUACAGGCAAAAGGGAAAAGCCCACCUACGUCAUUUUACCAACCCCUGCUUCUCCGAGAGUUCUUCUUUUUGAUGGCUGCUAGCAAUCCUAACUUGCACAAGAUGGAGAACAACCCUCUCAGUGUUCAGUUUCCGUGGGAAGAAAAUCCUGAAGGCCUACGGAGGUGGAAACUGGUUAGUUUCGUAAAAAAAUUAUAUUACUGAAUUGUUGCUUGACAGAACUCUGUAAGUAAGGUUAAAAUGGUUUGCUUUGUUGUUCGUGUUGCAUGUACUAGGGUACCACUGGAUUUCCUUGGAUUGAUGCAGUAAUGCGGCAGCUUCGUAUAGAAGGAUGGAUUCCUCAUGUGGCCCGUCUAGCCGUUGGAUGUUUUUUGACAAGGGGAUGUCUGUGGAUCAACUGGGAGGAGGGAUAUAAGGUAUGGAAAGAUGAGGAGCAAGUCAAGGUUUUAGAAUUAAGGUCUUGCUGAGUUUAAGGGAGCUUAGCAGACUAACAUUUUGAAUGUCAUCUGUAGGUGUUUGACGAACUUCAACUGGAUGCAGAAUGGAGUCUUAACGUAGUCAAUUGGAUGUGGCUUUCAGGAAGCACAUUUGUUAAGGAGCAUAUUCCAUGGCUCUGUCCAGUGGAAGUUGGAAAGAAGAUUGAUCCUUCCGGAGAAUACGUCAGGUAGGAGAGGGCAACACUUUCGAUGCCCUACUAUUCAGUAUCCACAGUAGUUGAGUUAUAAGGAUGAAAAGCAGGUUAUCUAAACUCUUGAACCGUCAAGGCGCCUUUGUCAAGCCACAGUGAUAAUGUGACUUGUUAGCUUGCGUUAAUUGAGGCGAUUUCUUGCGAAUCUUAAGCUACUAUGUAGAACCCUGUUCUUUUUUAUUUUUGGCUCUUGGAAAGGCUCACGUCAGUACGUUGAUUUACAUCUGAGAUUGUUUCCCCUUUUCAUGAAUGUUUGUAGGAAGUAUGUACCCGAGGUGAGGCGAUUACCUUUGAAGUACUUGUUCGAACCAUGGAAAGCACCAAUGGGAGUUCAAAAGAGAGCGCGGUGUAUUGUGGGUGAGGAUUAUCCUGAACCAGUGGUUGAUCACAUCGAACAGCGGAGAAUCUGUGUUGAGCGCUUGAACGAUAUGUGCAUUUCGUUGGAUAUUUCAGGUAUGUCUGUAGAUUUAGCUACGAAACGUUUUGAGUAGGGUUCUGUUUAACAUCCUCGGUGAAGAUUGCAUCGACCAUGGUGAGCCUUCAGCAAGACGUUAUAGUUCUAGAUUGUUAGACGAUAUUGAGCGUUGCAGUUUAUUUUGUGUAGUUCCUGCUGCGUCACAAAUUACCAACUACUGAACGGUUUCUUUUGUUGAUAGAUAAGCGAAGUACAGGUUCAGUUGUCUAGCCUAGAAUAAAAAUUUUGUAUUUCAUCAUUGGCCAUGCCUAUCAGUAAAUGCCUUGACUUGAGUUCUCAUGUAGGAGUACAAACAUAAUCGUUGAGGCUAUUUUCUUAUACUUAUUCGGUAAGCUAUAGAUACAUGUAAAGUAGACUGCUUAUAGUCCGCCUUUUCUGUUAAAAUCCGUCCAGUUUUCAUCCCAGCCAGCGUGUCUGCAAACAACGACGUUGCAAUGUGCAUGGGUUACGCGUGGAGCUACUUUGAAAAGAAAAUAGGAGACCGCUUACCGUCUAUUUGUAAUCCAACUGGGAAUUUGUGGCUUUUAUCUCGCAGGUCACAGGAGCCUUCACUGGUUCAGAAAGGACCUCAGACUUCACGACAAUCCCAGCCUUAGAGGGUGUCUUGCCAACAGUAAAGUGUUCUACGGGGUGUACGUCCUAGAGUGUAGUUCUGAAGGAAGGAUGAAUGUCAGCCCAAACCGAUGGGAAUUUCUUCUGCAGUCCCUUCGAGACCUUGACAACAGUCUAGUUCAAUUGGGCUCACGCCUUUUCGUUAUCAAGGGAAGACCUGUUGACAUCUUGCCUUCUCUUUUCAAGGAGUGGGAUAUCACCCGCUUGUCGUUUGAGCCUGACUGUGAGCCUGACUGUAAGGCCCGGGAUAUGGUGAUCACGAACCUUGCCCAACAAGCUGGAAUUGAAGUUAUCAAUCGUGUCUCACACACUCUUUAUGAUCCUGAAACGUUGUUGAUGUCAGCGGGUGGCAGGGUACCACUUCAAAUCGAUGCGUUUAAGGAGCUUGUGUUGUUACAAGGGCGACCAGAGAUGCCCGUUGCAACAGUUGACAGAAAACAGUUUGGCUCUUGCACGACUCCUGUUGGCGAAGACCAUAACAAGAGGUUUGGAGUCCCAACACUGGAGGAGAUCGUUUUGCACAAGCCACUCACCGUGUCCUCACGGUUUUAUGGAGGUGGGGAGAGAGAAGCCUUAUUAAGACUGGAAAAAGCGCUGCAGCAGGUAAAUGGCUUAGCUUACUGCCUCGAGCUUAAUACCUAACAAUCGGUUUAAGUUUAAUUCCAGUUUAAUUCUUUCACAACGGUGAAUUUUGGGAUCUCAAAAGAAGGCAAAACCUUCUUCUCAAUCUUUUUAAGACCUUGGGCCUUGGCUGAUGGUCCGGCCGAGCCUGCCUCCUCUCGUGCACAACCAAAUGAGCAAACAGAGCGGCGUUCAACUUUAUUAGUUCAGUAGUAAGACAAACGCAUUCGAUCAAGUUGAUGCAGAAUACUUUAAAGAUCAUUAAAAUAAUCCAGCCCCAUCAUCCUGGCUGCUAUCAAUUUUAGUUCAGCUUAGUUUGGAAAAAGUAGUUCCGUACUUGACACUUCCUGUCUUGUAAGUUAUUUUACUGAAAUACGCCGGUGUUUUGAAAUCAAAUAUUUAGAAAUGGAACCGGGCUUGAACCGUGGGACGGCGUCCGUAGGGGUUAACUUGAGAUUCCUACCCCCCCCCUCCUCCCUACGCCCCAACAAACAAAUAUCAUACUGAAUUAUUUCUGACAGUAAACGCCUCGCAGCAAUGUUUUGUGUUGUUUUCUACUUGCAGAUGAUAAUAAAUGACUUCUGUGAGCCGCACUUGACUGCCAGCUCUUUAAUGCCAUCGGAGAUCCAUUUGAGUCCUUACUUGAGGUUAGGCUGCCUGUCUCCUAGGCUGUUUUACCAGCGAAUAACCCAAGAGUAUAUCAAGGUAUGCCAUUCCCUGCGUUAUAUUAAGAAUAUAUCUGUAAUUAUCCUUAGUGAUUUUUCGAAACCUUCAGUGUUCCAGUCUGUUUCCAUUGUAGCUUUAGUGACCCAAGUUGAUCAAUUACUGCGUGGAGGUGAUUUGCCAUGUUUCCCAGUGUUUCUAAACUACUACUCAGAGCGCAGUUACUAAUCGUCAUAAUUACGCGCUUAAAUUCCUCUUUGAGUUUUCAAAUAGUAAUUUUGUUAUCGGCGGGUAUGUAAUGUUGCAAACAAAAAUACUGAUAUAUUGUUGUUGCAGAAGUUGGUAGAAACAGCUGACACUUUGUGACUGGUUUAACCUGAGAAAACAGCCGACAUUUGGCGACGCCACCACUUGUUUCCCCGUGAAAUGACGUCUGAGCAACGAGCGCAGAAAUUCUAUAGUGAUGACUUGUCACUAUCCAAAUCUGGUUUGUGCUUUUUAUUGGUUGAAGUAAGUUUCUUUCGCGGCAUUACCAAUCAGAAGCACUAAACAGAUGCGGUAUUCACACGUCAUCAGUCUGGAAUUUCUGUGCUCGUUCCUCAGACGUCAUUCGCCGGGAAACCAGUGGUGGCUCCACGAAAUGCCGGCUGUUUUGCUCAGGAUAUGAUUGGUCCAGCGGUGGACAAAAGUUGAUAUUUUUUAAGAUUUGAGAGAAAAAAAUUGUCACGGUUACCUUUGGACGUCAGAUAUUUUGCAUAUGAAACUUCGAAGGAGCCAAAACGACCGUGCGCUGCUGUGGAUGCAAAAUUCCAGUCAUACAGAAGGUUGUUCUUUUUUUUAAUCCACAGGCCAAGACGUCAAACCCGCCGCAGAAGAUAUUCAACAAGCUGUUAUGGCGCGAGUUCUUCUUUACUGUUGGAAGCCAGCUACCGGAAUCGCCUGAAAUGGUCAACAACCCACUGAGUCUCCAGAUACCUUGGGAGGAGUCUGCCGAGUAUCUUGAGCGCUGGAAACAGGUCAGUAAUGUGAGGCGACAGUGUUACUGUGUUGACCUGUGUUCAUCAUGAUAGUGUGAGAGUGCCGCUCCAGUCACUUAUGAGACCUCUCAAGGUGUUACUUCCCUCUUGGGAGAGGAGCUUUGAAAACAUGAAAAGCAAUGGUUGUCGAGAUAAAAUGGGACUUUUUUGAACAAACAGUACUGAAAUGGGGCUUUAAAAGCAUUCUCAAACUUUGUGUAAGUAACUCAAUGUGGAAGUCGUUCGGAAACCAUAACAUCUUUUGUGAAAAGGGUAUAUCAGCAGGAUGUGAUAUGAAACAAUUCUUGUGUUGUAUCUACUAGCCAUAUCACUUUUAUUAUACACGUCCUUUGGAGUUCAUGUUUCGUUGUAGUAUUUUCUCUAUGAACCUAAACUAAUGCAUUGAAGCGUUAUCUUUUAGGGUAUGACUGGGUUCCCAUGGAUCGACGCCAUUAUGAGACAACUCCGCUCCGAAGGCUGGAUCCAUGACGUUGCUCGUAGGGCUGUUGGUUCUUUCUUGACACGUGGUUGUCUGUGGAUUAACUGGGAAGAAGGAUUCAAGGUAGAACGACUGAAAGUAAUCUUAUUAACUGUUGGUAAUUGCUUUUUGACACCACUUCGCCUUAGCCGGGCGCGUUUUCAACGUAGGCUAACUUCUAAGAUCUGUACAAUUUAAAUAACGGUCUUCAUUGUCUGUAGCAGACUUCAUACAGUGAACUCUCUGGGAGUGAGAGGCAUCCGCCUACAGAGGCAAAGAAAGAGACUGAACGACAGCAGGGUCCAACUCAAGGCGUCCAGGAAGAGAGAGUUAACUUUACCAAAAGUUUGCUCCCUCUUAACGAACACCUUAAAUGGACAUCUCCAGUUGGCCCUAGCCCGUAAGGCGAGCCCCUCUUUAAGAAGAACAGUUAGUAUCGGUCCCAAUGAUGUCCGUAGUGUCUUUAUGUAUGUCACUGGUCCUUGUGCUGUUAGAACGACGUUACCAUAUAUACGAUCUGCACAACCAACCGCCCAAUCCGUGAGGACCUUUUGGAGUGUUUUUGGUCCGUAUACGGUCCGAAAACACUUCAUAAGGUAAUUGGAACGCUUUCUUUGACGUUGCUGAUAAUCGUGGAUGGCCUUUUCGUUUGUUAAUGUAUUCCUUGUCACUUCAGAGCUUCUGAGAUCAGGAGUUGGUUUAUCAACCGUGGAGCAAUCGAAAUUUUUCAUUGGUGCAAUUUUUACUAGGUUUUUGACGAGUUUCAAUUGGACGCCGAAAGGAGCCUGAACUCUGGCAAUUGGCUGUGGCUGUCAGGAAGUACAUAUGUUAGAGAGCAUAUUCCAUGGCUGUGUCCAGUAGAAGUUGGAAAGAAGAUUGACCCAACUGGAGAGUAUGUUAGGUGUGUUGGUACAAUGUUUCUUUUGUCUACACUCAAGACUCGAAGGGCUAAGUUUAUGUUGAGGCUCUUAUGGCUUCGGUUUGUUGAUUAAGCGUAGUUACAGGGGUCAUCUCACGUCAUUAGACGUCACGCUAGUCCUUUAGUGAUUGUCACCAUUGAUUCCAUUGGUCAUCCGCUUUCGAUGUAAGCUGUCGAGGUAUCGAUACCUUGUCACUGCCUCGCUUUUAAUCCUGGGCGGUGUGUUGUGCGGGAGGCGGAAAGCCAAUUCUAUUCAAUGUGCAUCUCGGUUCUCCGUACGACUGCUUUCUCAACAGUAGGGCUAAAACGCGCCAAGAAACAUCUUGUCAAUAUGUUCUUAAACUGUUAAUAAACCCAGAGAUAUCCAAAACUACCCUUCCCAUGUGGAACUUAAAUGUCAAUCUUUUUUGUCUUUGCUUCUCUUUUAGGCGUUAUGUGCCGGAGGUUAGGAACCUUCCUACAGAGUACGUCUUUGAGCCGUGGCUGGCACCACGUGAUCUGCAGAUCUCUUGCUGUUGUGUGAUUGGUCAAGAUUACCCUUCCCCUAUUGUGGAUCACGUGCAGCAACGAGCUAUUUGUGUCCAGCGCCUUCGUGACCUGGCUUUCAGUUUAACUGCUGCUGAUAAAUUUAUUUAAGUCAAACUUCAGGGACGGUAGAUUGGUCCUAUUUUAGAGGAAAACUGCUUCUUCACGAAUAAUUUGCAACAUUUUUUAAGCCGGCGGAGAUGAUGUGUUAACAAUUGGCUUCAUAGAACACAAUGUAUAUAUAAAAUGUAAAUGCUUUGUUUGUAUUGGCAGUGCACGCAAGUAACUGCUUGUUCUAGUUUUAAAGCACUCGACUUAAUUAAUUAAAAAAAGCAAUCCAAAUAGUACGUAACAGUAUUGAUAGGGGUUGAGUUAGCGAGUCACUGCGCAUCUAACGCGCUUACCACUCGACCUCGUGUAUUGUUUCUCUAUUUUGUUCUAUCAACGGCAUGUUUGUUUCUUAAAGGGGUAGAACUAAUAGAGUAAUAUUAGCUAAGAAUUUCUCAGUUUUUAAGUUAUUACAAGUCGUUUGGAUAGAUAGAAAAAAAAAUGACCGCAACUUCCAAACAUAAUCAAAUGUUUCUCAUUUGUUCUCAUUGCUAUUCGAAACUAAAAACGUGCUUCGUGCUGCUGUCAAGUAAAACUAUUAGAUGAAAACUCAUAGGAGAGACGUACAAAACUUGCAUUGUAAGGAAAAUGACAAGGUGGUCUUGGAAUAGGUUUGCGUUUAUUAAGAGUCAUUGUAUGUUUGCUAAAAGAUAAGUUAUAUCGAUGAAAACACGCUACAAUUUGCUUAUGUUAAACGGUAUGGUGAUUAAAAAUUUUUUUUCAAAUGCUAAUAAAAGUUGUACGUGGAAGUAUUGUUAAAGAAGGAGGCAACGUAUUUUUUUAGGAGCCGACCAUAUGACUUUUUUGGCGGGGCGAGGGCGUGCUGUAUCUGUGAUUUCAGAAAAAAAAGUUCUGCAGACUGAUUUCGAGCCAAAUAAAAAAUCUUGCAAGGAGAUACCAGUCAUACAAUGGCUUUCUAUGUCAUAUCAUAUGGAGACAUUGAACCUGACCUCCUCGUAGCCAAAACAAGGUUUACCCGUGUAACUUAAAUUGGAAUGUUAACGGAAACAAGUAAUAGAGAACAUGCGCAUAAUGCUCUCUGAUUAACCUGAACAGUAACUAUACGUAUAAAGAUACGUCAUAUCUUGGUAGUAAGUUGCCACAGG
This is a messenger RNA of Porites lobata, 57314 nucleotides long. The record is from the annotation of a GenBank genome assembly. Lineage: Eukaryota; Metazoa; Cnidaria; Anthozoa; Scleractinia; Poritidae.